Molecule: messenger RNA, 88119 nt
Organism: Xyrichtys novacula (pearly razorfish)
Lineage: Eukaryota; Metazoa; Chordata; Actinopteri; Labriformes; Labridae
Source: the annotation of a GenBank genome assembly
UUGGGGAUCUUGGUGACCCUGUAACCUUUCUGCUGGACAGGUAAACCGCUUUAACAAAGUAAGACAAGUGUCUGUAACAGAAGUGUUUCUUGUCAAACCGACCUGCUGUAGCGUGUUGUAGCGCCAUCACUAAACUGUCCUCCCUCGGGUCCUGGACUAUGUCACUUUAUCCUCGUUGUAGAAGUCCUGCAAACAUCGUGUUUGCUGGUAGUCUGUUGGCAUCUACAGUAGCACCAAUGCUUUUGACUUUCACCUUGACUGGGCCCCAUUUGUAAUGAUCUGAAGUAUUGAUCUACAUUAUAUCUGAAUUUAAUUGGAACGAUACGAGCGAGCAGGAGCGUCUGUUUGUGGGCGGGGCUUGAGGGGAGAGGAGGAGCUAAGGGGAACUGGAACUACCUCAGAUCCUGACUACCCCACAUCUAAAUCUGACUGAUUACUCUUACAUUAGAAUAGACUUGUGCAAAUAUUUCUCUUUUUGAUCAUAUCAGAGACUUUAUAAAGUAAAUAUUAACUAGAAAGGGACCGAAUCCUGAUGUUAGCUAAUGAGCUGCUGAACGUAUGAACUGACCAUAAUUUGUCAGGUUAACACGGUUUACUUGAUCAAAAAAGAAUCAGGGAACCAUCAUGACAAAAAGAGCCUGAGUGUUUCAGAGUCUGAGAUACAAUCAUACAGAGAAAAGCAGUUUUAGACUCAUGAUCUAACGAGGAAAAUAAACCAAGAAAACGUCUGGAUGCAUGUCCGCUCACAACAUUCAGGAAACUUUGUGAUGUCCCAGUACUCUGUUGUGUUCUAUUUCUUAUGUCUCGGGAGGACGUCACUCUUCUGCUCUAACACUUUUAUUUAGUAACACCCCUGACCUUCUCGGCAGGAAGUGUUAUAUUCACGUAUGAUAGUCCCUGCAGACCCGGGGCAUCUUCUGGUGAAGAAGGUGUGAGUAAAAGAUGAGGAAAUGGUCAGGGAGGGAAACUCCAGCGUCACCUGAAAUACAGAACAGAAACGCACACACGCACACACACACACACACACGCACACACGCACACACACACACACACACACACACACACACACACACACACACGGAAGAGUCUUAGGGCAGAUUAAGCUGCGGGGUUUGUGGAGUUAUUGUUCUCAGGGGAAAGGCCCACGUCUGUUUGUGUCCGUCUGUCCGUCUCACGUAUGACAUCAGCUGUUUCCCCACAAUGUUAGUCACCUUAUGAUGAUGUCACUCACUGUCUGACCUCAUUUUGAAAACAGGAACAAGCCGACAAAGAGGACCAGUCAGCCCAUGUUCAUGUCUGCCAUCAUCAUAAACAACCUCUCAUAUACAAUAUAACAACCCCGUUAAAAUCACAUGGUUGUGUUUAAAAAAAGAAACAGAUUUUAUAAAUAAAAUAAUUGAGUAUAAUAAAAAGACUUUCAGAGAGGUGCAGUCUCUCAGGCUGUGAGGAAAUACACAAACUGUUUCAGAUGAAUUUCCUCCUCAGAGUUAAGUUGCAGAUAAUUUGGGGUUUUUGUCGACUAAAAGAUCAUCAGGCAGCCUGGCAAAUACUGACACGUCUCUGUAGUGGAAAUUACUGCAUGAGUUUAAAGAAUCCAUUGUCCAUGAAUACAGUUUGACGCAGCUCAAGGAAGAACAUUUAUGAUCAUUUCUUCAUGGAAAUACAAUCAGACCGAGACGCUAAGGCAGAAGAACUACCGCGUCUGUAAAAUGAUUAAUAUGGUGAUUAUUACUUCAAGGAAAUGAUAAAAAAAUGAUCAUAAAUGUUCUUCCUUGAGCUGCGGCACCCCGCUGUAGUCCAACAAGCGUCUGCUGGAAGAGAGUAGGUGAGUUGUGUUUAGUCUCUUUGUUAAAGAAAUGAGUCAAAGUUAAAAAGAUGUUUGGUGUCUAGUACUAUGUCUGUGACCCUAUAUGUCCUGUUGAUGAAGUUAGGUGCUGUUCUGAGCAUUAUUUGUGGCUAUAGAGUGGCGUUUUGGUUGAGCGUGUGGCUCUCUGUGGUCGUUACUAAAGUUGGUAUAACUGGAGAAGCAAGCGGUCCACAACAUUCAUAUCUGGAGGGGGGGUCUGACUCUGUGUUACGGUGUGUUUGACCCUAAAUUAAUUUUACACCGGAAUAUCCCUUUAACUUUUACCAGGCAAGAAUAGGACAACUCCAGAAACUAUAUAAUAUCAUAAAAAUCUGCUUUAAUAUUCAACUGUUUGUCUCUGAAUUGUUUUUUAAUCAAUUUAAAACCACUAAAAAGUGUUUUUUUAUCCACAUUUUACUCAGAGUCACUAUUAUGGUCUUUAAAGGGGUUUUAAAAUAAUCCCACUCAGCCUAAAUAUUUACGUUAUCAGCUCCUUAAAAGGUGUUUUUUCCUCUUCAUCAUUAAUGCCAUCCUCCUCAUCCUCGUUCUCCCGGUAAAAGCAGCUCGGAGGUGUUUACUCUCUGCUCUUUUACUUUUAUUGAGGGCGCAGCAUCUUGUUUCUCUGGGACGCGCGCACUGCUGCCACGAGCGCGCACGAAGCGCCAUCACGUGGGAGGUCCCUUUAAGUUUCCACUGUCAGAGGCCCGAGCGUGUCACAUGGACAUGAGAUAAUGAAAAGGCAGGAACAGAGAGGCAGAGUGCGCGGAGCUCCAGGCUGAUGGGAAAAGGGGGCCGAAAUGUACGCAGUCAUCUCCCGACAGCCUCCAGGGACACGCAGACAACUGGCCCGAGCCGAGCCGAACCCUGCCGAUCCUGUCCGGGGCGGGCCGAGCCGGACUCACUGCGCCUCAUCGGACGGGACCUCUUCUCUCUAUUCGCAGUUGCACCUGCCAGCUAUGACACACUUUGGAAAGGAGGAAAAUGCGCCUCGGUGCUGAAGAGGAGAGGAGAGGAGAGGAGAGGAGCGCCUUUGACCGUGAGUGAAGUUCUUUCUGAUCGCUCAGCUGAUGUGGGAUCAGCUCUCUGCGUGUGUGCGUGUGUGUGUGAGAGUGUGUCGCAGCCGCAGGUGUGUUUGCGCGCUUGUGUUGUGGACGGUUGUUGAGCUGAGAGUGAGGAGCCACAUCUCUCAGCUUUGUGGAAAAUAAAAAAGUCUCCUUACUGGGGAAAGAAAGCGCCACAUUCCUGCAGCGGAGACUCCGGAUCAUGAGCCAUGUGCGUUUCUGAAGAGGUCUGUGUGUGUUCGCCAUGCAGUGUCCGCAUUCCAGGUGGUGUUGCGCACAUAGAAAUUGGAGUUGAAGUAAACAAGUGGGAAUAAUGAGGCCUCGCUCCGGAGCUCGAACACAGUGUUUUGAAGGUUGAGGACGGCGCUCCAGGCUCUCUGGAAACAUCCCGCCCCUCUUUUUACAAGCCCGACCCUCAGGCUCCAGAUGCAAGGGGAGAAGUUAUUGAUGAUUUUAAGACAACUGCCGCACGUCCAUCAUAGUUACGAAGUCGUAAACACCCCCCCCUCCUGUUGUCUUUACAGCAAGUUUGGAGAUUACGCACCGCUCCCUCAUUUUUCGCGGUGGCGCAAAGUCGAAUGAAACCUUAAUGAAGUGUGAUUGUGUGAAAUGUGAGCAGGCCUGGGGCAGUUUUCUGGCUGUGGGGAUAAUUGAUGAGUGUGUGGCUUUAAAGCAGCGGUCCUAUUUGUUUAAUAAAGCCUUCCACUUGUGCUGCGGGAUGUUUGGAAACGUGCCUGUGAGGAGCCGUCAGAAAAACAAGAAAACCACCUGCCCGCUGCUCCGCGAUUGCGCAAACACACACACACACACACACACACACACACACACACACACACACACACACACACACACACAAACACAAACAAACUCUCCCUCUCUCUCUCUCUCUCUUUCCCUGGUAACAUUUUUUUGCUGAUUCACAACAGGGCAGUCACAUCUGUGUGUUUAUGUGACACACAGAGUUCAAACAGCCUCUAAAUUUGGCCGCAGUUUCAGUCUCAAGCAGAGAGGGGAAAUCAUUCAGUGUGUUAAUGCGAGUGUUUCUUCCGGAGAUGAUUCCCAGCAGCAGAGAGGCUGAGUCAGACUGGGCCAACUGGAGGAGGAGGAGGAUCCAGUUAAUGUGGCAGAUAUUUACCCAUCAGACCGAGCAUCAGAGAGGAAAACCAGUAAACAGGACUCUGAAAAUAUGAGGAAACGCUUUUAGUCUGAUAGUGUUUCCUCAUAUCAUGAUCUCAGUGACGCACACAGGUUUAUGAAGCUUUUCCUCAUCUGUGUGAGUCUGCGCAGGACAUUUACCAUCGCACAAAAGGCCUCUGAAGUAGACCUGAAUCCCCGAGGAUAACCAGUAAAUGAGUUUGAUGACAGGACAGUUACCGACUGAAGGGACUACGAAAUUCAAGUUUGGAAACUUCAGCUGCCCCUGUGUUGGACUGUUUUAAAGAAUGUUGUCGACCGCUUGCUUCUCUAGUUAUACCAACUUGAGUAACGACCACAGAGAGCCACACGCUCAUCCAAAACGCCACUCUAUAACCAUAAAUAAUGCUUAGAAGAGCACCUAACUUCAUCAACAGGACAUAUAGGGUCCCAGACAUAGUACUAGACACCAAACAUCUUUUUAACUUUGACAAGAGACUAAACACAACUCACCUACUCUCUUCCAGCAGCCGCUUGUUUGUAGCGAGACCUCAGGCCAGUCCAUUACGGACUACAGCGGGGUGCCGCAGCUCAAGGAAGAACAUUUAUGAUAAUUUCUUCAUGGAAAAACAAUCAGACCGAGACGCUAAGACAGAAGAACUACCGCGUCUGUAAAAUGAUCAAUAUGGUGAUUAUUACUUCAAGGAAAUGAUAAAGAAAUGAUCAUAAAUGUUCUUCCUUGAGCUGCGGCACUCCACUGUAUUCCAACAAGCGGCUGCUGGAAGAGAGUCGGUGAGUUGUGUUUAGUCUCUUUCUCUUAUCAACAGGACAUAUAGGGUCACAGACAUAGUACUAGACACCAAACAUCUUUUUAACUUUGACUCAUUUCUUUAGCAAAGAGACUAAACACAACUCACCUACUCUCCUCCAGCAGCCGCUUGUUUGCGGGGGAGCCCUGACACGUAAAACUCCACCGUCGCUCAAAACUAUCUGAAGAAAAGUUUUUUUUCGAUCUUCGUGCCGAAAAACAUUUUAGCUUCUUUUGGAAGUGAUUUUGAGUCAAUGCAUAGAUUCCCACUACAGAGUAAUGUCUAUAUUUAAUGUAGAUUCCACCCAGUUUACUCCCAGAUACUCUGAAUGUUUUCCUCUACAUUUAAACUUUAAACACUGAGAAGGCGAACAGGAAACUGCAGCGUCUUAAAUCCUGUUUUUACAUACGAACGCUUGUUGUUUUGAGAGCAGAAACACGUGCGUGUUUGUUUUGGCUGAGGAGGAUCAGACAUGUGAAGUGUGCGGUUUCUAGCAUGAAACAGAACACACAUGAGCCGUCCAACAGAAGUAACAGUCUGUUCUUUUUCUUAUUUUUAUUUUUGAUCGUUUUGAUUCGAUCCAAAAGAAGCGAGGCGAAAUGUUGGCGAUGAUGGUUGCCGUGGCUGCAGAUUCACCAUUUCCAGUAAGUUUAAAGAGGAUGUGCACGAUUUAAGAAAGCAUUUUCCUCUUCAACACCGAGCGCAACAUGAGGAAAUCCAUCCUGAAGUGGUUUGUCAGACUGUGCAUCACGGAGGUAGUCUCUCAAACAUCAAGACAGAUAGUAUCAUGAGGUGGACCUGAGGCCGGUCUGAAGCCUUCAGCUCAGUCCUGCACUUCAGUGAGUUCACAUAAAACCGUCAUCUACAUGUUUGAUUCUUCUGACCGUUGUUAGACUGCCAACCUUUGGCCUGGCGUGCACACUCCAGUGUUUUCAGUCACUUCUGCAGAUCCGUGUGCACGCAGAUUGAUUUCACAGUUUUUAAUCGGACCACUGAGACUCUUCGUUUACACAUUUAAAGACCUCACCGACAUAAAGAUCCUGAUCGUUUCCAGGCAGUUAAAAGUGGCGUCUGUCACCGAAUGUUGUUGGAGUGUUUUAAAGGGAUAUUAUUUUGGGUCGAACACAUCGUAACGCUGAGUUAGACACUCCUCGAGAGAUGAAUGUUGCCUAAGUAGAGAAAUCAAGACGUUUAUAAUGAUAGUUAAUUGUUGUUUUGUUAACAGAAAGACGAACUCAAACUAAGUCCAUUUACUGGAUUUGAGAAUUUCAGAUUGUGACCCAGUUUUGAUCAUUUUAGGAACAUGUUUUUCACAGGCGAGCAGAGAUCCACAUCCCUGUACUCAUAUAAGAACAUCCUGGUUUCUGAUUGGUGGAUUUUUCUUUGUUUAUGUUUCACAACAGGAACCCCUAAAGUGAAGAAAUCUGGGGGAAAGAGAAAAUCGAACCACUGUGGCACUGUCUUGUUGCUGCCUCCAUGUUUGUUUUUGUCGUGCAGGUGGUCGAGGCUGCGCCCGUAAUAUCCCGCUUUCUGUCCCGGUUCUCUCAAACCCAGAAUCAUCUUACAGCCACGACUGAAAACCUCCAUGUAGAUGCAUUUACUUCAGUUACAAAUGUGAGUCAGAAUGAAGAAAGUCUGUGAGAGGUCAGUCGUUAAGCAGCGUUAGCAUUAAGAGGAAUGUAUACAUCAAAUUGAAUCCAUAUCUGUGCUGCUGAAACAUGUGGUUGGAGGGUUAUGAUUCAGGACAGACGUUACAUAACAACCAAACACGGCCGCUCUGAAGCUCUCCUUCUCAGUAUGUUUUAUCAGAAAAGAAGUCAGCGGGUUCGAGGACUCGGCAGCCCUCAGUCUCGCUUCAUGUCGUCCCUGCUGCUCGAGUAGAAACCUACAGAUUUGUGUCACCUGUGAAUUCACACUUCGCCUCUGCUUCCUGGUUUGUUUGUUGUUGUUGUUUUUUUUUUAAUGUUCUGUGGUGAACAAAUUCACAACAUCGUCCUAACAAGUACAAACGGUGUUAAACACGAGCCCGGCCGUCCUCGACGCUCCCGUAUGAUAAUGAAAUUUGCGAUAAUCCUGCAGCUCGAGCCAUUAACAGGCAUUAAUCCUGCUGCGUUUGGCCUUAUUAGCCGUCAAGCUUUUCGAAGCAAACUUUCACGGCUCUGAGCUGUUAUUUCCGCCUCUGAGAGUGUCACUUGGCAAACGUAUAUGCUCAGAAUCCCAGCAAUGAAGCCUGAACCUCAGAUUAGCCGCAUGCUUGAAAUGGCUGGAGUGUGUCAGAGGAGUGGAGCGGCGAUUACCCGGCCCGCCUGUACGCAUACGUGUGUGUUCCUGUUUAUCUGCCUCUGUUUUUGUGGCUGCAUGCAUGUGCUUACCAAAGACAGACCAUCUGCGUCACAGACUUAGCAUGACGUCUGUCAGAUGUUUACACACUCUCGUCCUGGCUCAACAAAUAGAUCGCUUUCUUUCAGAUGUAAUAAAUCCUGUUGUUUUCAGCACCGUCUCGCCGCUGAGAGCGAUUUUCAUCUUCUUCUCUCAAACACCUUUUUUCCCUCUCAAUCUCCGUCCCUGACUCUCUGGUCUAUUUGUAGCCUCGACAUCAGAGUCUUAUCUGAGAAAUGAGCCCAUUACUUUCUUCUCUGGUGUGCCUUUCCCUGAAUUAUUCAAGUAAACGGUGUGUGUGUUUUUAGUCGUGCCUCAGUGUGCUCAAACAGCCAGCUGUGAAAGUUGUGUUUCCGCCGAGUUAUGUGAUCAUAAUUAGCAGCUCCCUUGUGACUGGGUGGUUGUGUAUAUGUGUGUGUGUGUGUGUUUGCAUGUGAGAGAGAGAGAGAGAGAGAGAGAGGGAGAGAGAGAAGGGGUGUGCUUGUGUUUACAUGACAGCCGAGCCGACCAGGAGAGGAAGUGACGCAGGAGGCAGCAAAGGGGCGAGAGCUGCAGAUAUUACAUUGCUGCAGAAAGAACGAGAGAGAGAGAGAGAGAGAGAGAGAGAGAGAGAGAGAGAGAGAGGAGAAACAGAAGAAGAAGAAGAAGAAGAAGAAGAAGGGGGGAGAGGGCAGGAAAACCACAGACAGAUGAAAAGAGAGAGAGAGAGAGAGGAACAAAGAAAGUCAUGAGCGAUCACUUUCUCUCCUCGCAGACUGCAGGAUGGACGCCCUGCCUCCUCUGCCGGAUCCACCGUAAACAAAGCACGCACUUCAAAAUGACUCAGUGUCCGUGUAGGUUGGGCAACUGCGCAUUUGAUUAUGAAAUGUGUUUACCUUCUCCGUCCGCUCACUAGAACAGCGGUGACACAGGCUUUUGUUUGUCCCGAGCUUUGCCUGAUCCAGAUCGGAGCCAACCGCCCUGGUUACGAUCCACAGUCAUCAUCAUCAUCAUCAUCAUCAUCAUCAUCGUCGUCUUCUUCUCUCUGGCCAGCUGCCGCUCUCAGACCGGAGCAGACUCGAACUUUCUUGGCCGUUAAAAGACUUUCAUAACAGCUCUGGUAAUGGACACUCCUCAAAUAUUUCCUCAGCAAACGGCGGGUUUCCUAAGGGAUGGAAAGAAGGACAUGGGAAGACGGUUCUCAAAGCAGCUCAUUAAAGGCCCAACGAGCCGGGGAAGUGGUGGAGGGAAAAUCCACCCCAGUCAGAUUACUGAACGAUCAGAUUCAGAGCGUCCUCACCUUCAUGUUAUUGAAACAGGACUCCUCUGUGGCGACUUAACAUCGUCCUGUAAAGCUCCGCCUGCGAUACUGAGCGGCUGCAGGUCCGAUUUUGAUGAUUGAUAACAGCGAACUGAUGAUUUUUAAGAGGUCAAACCAAACACAGAUUUGACGGAUCGUUGUUGCAUCUCUGCCUCCUGAUAAAUCAGCAUCUGUACAAACAAACAAAAACAGUCCAGAUCUCUCAGGAUAUCAACCAGAUUGCAAAACAAAACAAAACCAGAUCGCUUUUCCUCCCUUUUGUAAACCACCAGUGUUGGUAUUUAACCGCCUCUUCAGCAUUUUUAAAGUUUGAUCCUUAAAAGAAGAAUUCUGUUAUGUUGGACACCAAUAAGAUGCUCCUGGGUGCAGUUUUGUUUUCCACGACGAAGACGUGACGUUGAUGAGCGAAACAUAAGUCUUAGAUGACUAAAAUGUGACGAGACGAAACGUUAGUGGUGGACGACAAACAGAGUUGCAAAAUUCAUGAGCAUUUCUUCAAACACUAAAGGUAUAUUCUACAGUGUUGUUAUCAUUCCUGGGUGAGUUUAGAAGGAUGCUAAAGGUUUCCAGGGAGCAGAGUCAAUAUUACAUGUCUGCAGAGCCGGAGAGCCAAUCAGAUCCACAGCCGUGACAGAUCCACAGAUCCUCUUUUUAACCGCUGUUCCACGUCCCUUUUUGUGCCCAGAAAUUAUAUUUAAUUAACAAGUUAAUAAAUAAAUAAGUGACCACAGUCACACAUUAUUAUCGAAUCAAAAUAAAAAGUCUUUGAAAUUUGUGAAGAAAGUUUUCAGUUCUUUGGACUCUCAGUCACAUAUUUAGGUAUUAAUCUAGAUUUUAUUUAUCUUACAAUUUUUAACUUAUCAUCUUUUUAUGUAUUGUCUGUCUACCUAAUAUUUCAGGUUUAUUCAACCAAAAUAUCAACUCAUAUUUUCCCAGUAUCAGAGGGAUUGGCCUCGCUUUUAUACUCUUGACUCCUCGGCGAUGAUUUUGACCCCCUGAAUGCAAAAGUCUGCGUCUGCAGAGCCGAUGAAUCUGAUAUUUUGUGUGUUUUUAUCAUAUAUUUUCAUGUGUAAUCUCAUGCACAUUAUUUGUCAUCACACUUCUGUUUCAUUCACUACAUCGCUAGUAGCCUACGGGUCAAAUAGUACAUUUCCGGCCUCUGACAAGCUAAUGUUAGCAUUAGCUUGACCGAGAUUUGACGUUCAUUUGAGACGAUCAUGGAAAAAAGAAAAGUGUCAUAAACGGAGCCUGUCACAUUGACAUUUAUUUCUCCAUCAAAUUCAAGACAACUGUUUUAUUAAUGCGAUUAAUACUCGCUCAUGGCGUCCCUCCAUUCAAGCCAAUAACUUUCGAGAAAGAAGCAGCAAGAAGGAGCAGUCACGUGUUUCCAGCUGUGGAUCAGUCAUGCAAUGACCUACUCUGGCCAGCAGGGGCGCAAAGAGGGUUGUGGAUCUGUCAUGGCUGUGGAUCUGCUGCAGACACCCCACCCCCUACUCACCAGAAUACUUAAAAACUGCAGUUCUCAAUGUGUCCACUAGAGGCUGAGGCUGCUUUUCCAAGAUGGCGACCUCCAGUGUUUGGGCUUCAGGUAAAAACAAACACAUGAAACCUGGUCUACAGAGCGACCUGAAGCUUUGGAGUGGACAGGUGAAGGCUGGAGUUGUGGAGCUUUACUCUCCUGCAUCCAGGUCAUCUCCAGGAUGAACUUCUUGGAGAUGUUUCGACUCUCCUCCUACAAGCUACAAGUGCAGAGGGAAUGAAGAGGCUGAACGCCGGAGGAGAGACGAAACAUCUUCAACCAAAGUCAGUUUUUCCUUUUGGAUCACAGCUCAGAUAAGUGGAUUUAAAGGUUUGUUUGUUCCUGUGAAUCUGUGGGGUUUUAUUUGAUUGGACAGUUUUGUACAGUUUUUGUUUAGAGCUGUAAAGUCACUCUGAGCAGAAGCUACAUUUACUCUCUUCAGGAGGUCCAGGUCUGUCAUGUCUGAAACUAGUCAACACUGACACGGGGACAGUCCCUGCAAGAACCUGAUCGUACUUUAACCCCUGAAUAUAACUUUAUGGAAAUGUUCACACUCUGCUGUGCUGCUUUCAAGAGUCAUAUCCAGGUAUCAGAAUUGAUUUCCAGCUGAUUCACGAGUGACUAAAAACUCCUGAUAGCAGCUUUAAGAGCAAAACUAAAGUCAGCAUGAGUGUUAUUGUGAGUUUUUUGAGCUGUCGGAGUUGUUUUCAUGUGUCAUUAGCUCUCCAAAAUAUUUCUGCUCUUGUGAUUUAUUACAGAGAAUGGAGUAAAUAUCAGCGUCUGAUCGUAUCUGUCUUUUUCUUGGCUGCUGGAGGUGCUUGGCCAGAAAACCGGACUCAGACGUGAUAAAUAAAGCGAUAUAUUAAAGAUAAGCAUCAAGAUUGAUCUGUUUGAUUUAUAUUCAUGCUUUUAACUCUUAAUUAUUGAUCUGAUUCAUCGGUUGUAGCGUCCCCGCCUCUGAAAUGCUGUUUUGGCUGGACGUGGUGGAUAUCAUGGAUGGUCUCUUAGGGCAAUUUGGUUUGUAACAGAAGAUCAAAACAAACAAUUCUCACAUCACAGAGAGAAAGCAUACAGCAGAAAUAAUGUAAAUAUCUUGAAUGUAAACUCUACCCCUCUCAACCAGUUUUCCCCUCAGCUCCUCCUCUCCCCUCAAGCCCCGCCCACAAACAGACGCUCCUGCUUGCUCGUAUCGUUCCAGUUAAAUUCAGAUAUAAUGCAGAUAAAUACUUCAGAUCAUUACAAAUGGGGCCCAGUCAAGGUGAAAGUCAAAAGCAUUGGUGCUACUGUAGAUGCCAACAGACUACCAGCAAACACAAUGUUUGCAGGACUUCUACAACGAGGAUAAAGUGACAUAGUCCAGGACCCGAGGGAGGACAGUUAAGCGAUGGCGCUACAACACGCUACAGCAGGUCCGUUUGACAAGAAACACUUCUGUUACAGACACUUGUCUUACUUUGUUAAAGCGGUUUACCUGUCCAGCAGAAAGGUUACAGGGUCACCAAGAUCCCCAAGCGUCCCCCAUCGUUUAUGUUGACCUGGCUUUUUAGCUCUUGUCCGGUCUACCUCCGUUUUAAGCGCCCGUUAUUCCUCCAGAGUCUCCGGUAUGUACUUUGUUUUCUUGCUUGUGUCGGCAGUCGUGGCCAAAGGAGGAUUCAGACAAUUUUCCGAACUUUCUGGUUGGUUUCUACUGUUGUAGCACGCUAACUUUGUUUGGGCUCCUGAACGACACGGGGGAGCAGCAUUUUCUUGUUGACUGUUUUCUUGUUGACUGUUUUCUUGCUGACUGUUUUCUUGUUGACUGAUUAUGGUUGACUGUUUUCCUGCUGACUGUUAUCUCGUUGACUGUUUACUUGUUGACUGUUUAUGGUUGACUAUUUUCUUGCUGACUGUUUUUUUGGUGACUGUUUUCUUGCUGACUGUUUUGGUGUUGACUGUUUAUGGUUGACUGUUUUCUUGUUGACUGUUUUCUUGCUGACUGUUUUUUUGGUGACUGUUUUGGUUUUGACUGUUUUCUUGUUGACUGUUUUGGUUUUGACUGUUUUCUUGUUGACUGUUUUGGUGUUGACUGUUUAUGGUUGACUGUUUUCUUGUUGACUGUUUUUGCUGACUGUUUUGGUUUUGACUGUUUUCUUGUUGACUGUUUUCUUGUUGACUGUUUUGAUUUUGACUGUUUUCUUGUUGACUGUUUUGGUGUUGACUGUUUUUGUUGACUGUUUUCUUGUUGACUGUUUUGGUGUUGACUGUUUUUGUUGACUGUUUUCUUGCUGACUGUUUUCUUGUUGACUGUUUAUGUUUGAGUGUUUUCUUGCUUGUGUCGGCAGUCGUGGCCAAAGGAGGAUUCAGACAAUUUUCCGAACUUUCUGGUUGGUUUCUACUGUCCGAUAUUGUAGCACGCUAACUUUGUUUGGGCUCCUGAACGACACGGGGGAGCAGCGUCUGCCUCACAACCAAUCAGGUUAGAGGAGGUGGAGAACGGCUUUGUUUACAGUCAGAAAGAGCGGACCGCUCAAAAAUGUUCAAAUGUUGACGACACAGACAUAAGAGAACACAGAGAUAUCGUUAUAUUACCAAAUGUCAUCAAUAACUAAUAACUAUUGACUGAUAUUAAAGCUUAUUUUUAUAAACACCACAAAAAAAGAUUCUUCUUUAACGGAUUCCUGCUCCUACACCACCUUUAAAAUGGACUCAAUAAAAUUAGAGUAAAACAUUAUAAGAAGCUUUUUGUCAAUGUUAAAACGCCUCAAUUUCCUCAGAUAAAAUAACCUCUGAUUUUUCUUUGAGUUGGUCUCAGAGGACAGUUUGUCAUCCAGGAUGGUACCUCCGUAUUCGUACUGACUGACUACUUCUACGUCUUUCGUUUGGUCUGGAUUGCGUGCCCCGUUGAGGCGCUGUGAUAAAAGUGUGAAUGGAGUCGGUCCGGUCAGAGGUGAGCGGCAGAUUGCAUCGUUAAGCAGCCUGCAGGACGGAGGCUGAGUUGGCAGGGAGAGUCUGGUCUGGCACCGAUCAGCCUGGCAUACAACCGGCCUGGGGUGGACGUGAAAUGAAACCUCAGCAGGGCGCGAGUAACGGAGGAGAAAACUUCCCACGUCUUUAUUAGAGUGGAGAUGAAGGAGGAGAAAGAGACGGAGGGUGGCGUGAUAAUUAGAUUUAGGAAGAACUAAGUUAGCAUUGCAGCAUUUUUCCCCAACUUUCAUCCUUAUUUUCCUCUAUUUGAGCUCAUUUGGCAGACUUCUGUAGCAGAGGAACAUCAGGUCCGGCUUUAACAGAGAUGUAACGUUUCCUGGCAGCAGCUCGCCGCCCAUAUGUCUGCUGGUCACGGCAAUUAAACCAUAAGAUUGGGAAGGAAAAAAAGGGGCUGCGGGGGCGAGAAGAAGAAGACGCAGAAAUGUAACGCAGAAGAGAGGGGGGAAAAAAGGCCAGGCGGGGUUUGUAGAUUUGGUUUAGAUGAAAGAGACGUCUUUAAAGUCUCGCCGCUUCUUCACGCACACAUGAAACGCACUUUGAGUUUGUAUCUGCGAGUGAGACCUAGAAAGAGCCGCAACCAGGAAGUGCUCAGAGGAAGAGAGCGAGAGGAGCCGAGCCCAGUGUGUGGGUAGAGACAUUAACAUGGUGAAGUCUGAAAAGAAGAAGCUGCAGGUGUUUGUUUUUCGGAGACGACGAGUCAUAGUAGAAAUGAUUUACUAGCGCUGGAGUGAAGCCAGGACGAGGGUUUGAGCAGGAGCCAGUCUGGUAGAGAGGGAGAGAUUCAGACAUGAUCUUCAAACAACAAAUACGAGCAAUUUUCUUCAUAUCUGAAAAUAUCUGCUCGGCAUUAAAUGAUCUAUUUCAUCUCUAACAGCGAGAGGGAGAAUAUUCUGCUGAGUGAUGGACACGAAAAGCUUUUACCUCGUGGUUAAAACAAAACCAAGUGGUUUAAAAAUAACGCCAAUGUCAGGAUUUUGAGUCCAAACCACAGACUGUAUAUACUGUGGACCACUUGGCUCCGCCUUCCGCCAUUAAACAAAUUCGAAGCCAAAUUGCUCUCAGUAUUUACGGGAUUUUCUCCACCUCCUGGAACCACCAGUUGCGCAGUGUCACGACCAGAAAAUCCGAUUUAUAAGUGCGAAAUGUACAUCACUUCCUCUACCAGCCAUCUUUGCGACAGCUUCGACGUUUGUUCGACAGCUUCAUCAUCAGCGAGCUCGCUUCAGUCAGAAUGGACGCCUCAGUUUAUCACCAGCCACACACUUUUCUGUUCUCCUGAAUGGAGUUUUUCCCCCGACUGAAGCAGAGCGCCGGAAGGUCAAGAGAAUGGCGCCCAGUCUCACGAUUAAAGGUUCCUACGACUAGUUUGAUUGUAAAAUUGCAACGUAGUUCUAAAAGGCUUGAAUGAAUGUGAAUAUAUAAGUGUUGAAAUUAAAACGCUGUUUAAAAACGAUGAAAUUCAUUGUCCAUAAUGUGUCGGCUUCAUGAUUUUGACCGGGUGACGGCGCUCUCUGUGGCCCAAAGCUCUCACCGUGCUUGGCCGAGGCUCUAGCGAAUACCUCAGAAUUAGCCCUGGAGCCUCCUGCUAGCUAGCCUGUCAUAUCGCCGGUUUAAAUAAAGUUUUUAAGGUGACAUAAAUUUGCACUUGUGCGGUACGGAUCGGCUAGGUAGCGACUCACUGCCGUAAAAUACAUUGAAAGUCCCGCCUCCUUCGCCUCUGAUUGGCUAGAACAUUACAGAACAUUAUCACACUUCUGAAUCGACUAACCCUAACCCUAACCCUAACUGGACAGACGAUGACAUUUCAAAGUCAUAAGUAAUAACCAAUCAGAGCCUAGCACUUACAGCCAAUCAGAGGCGAAGGAGGGCGGGACCUUCCCCUACCAUUUCACUUCCAGGGCAGAUCUGGUAGUGACACGCAGGAGUAUUGCUCACAUUCGGCAGGAGAGUCGCUGUGAUGACGCUCGGCUCAAACAGCGUAUCCCCCAGGUGUCAAUCAUAGAAAACAUGAACCCCCUAAUAACUUUAAAAAAUGGAGCUCAAAUCAGUCUGACAGUAACUACAUGUCAACAUCACAACCAGGGGGGAGAAACAUUUAUAUUCUGUGUCAUUAAUUUCUAAAGUUUGUCUACAGCUCCAUAAGGAGGCGGGGUUUAUGACCUAUAAACAGUCCACGGUCCGAACUGAAACAUUCAGCCUCAUAUGCAGGAGUUAAUUUACAGUUAACUUGUUGCAUUCACACGAGAAAACAGACUCAGAGUGGAAGAAACACUGAGAGCAGAGCCAAAGCAGUGCAUUAAUUUUAUCCACCAUCUGUGAAGUCAAAGGCAAAUAUAAGCACCGAUAAUUGGGCAAGGCUGUCAGGCCGUGGUUAUUUUAGCCGCUGACACGUUUUAGUUGGACUUAAAUUAACUCAUGAAGAAGAAAAAUACACGAGGCUCUGCUGCGAACUCCGGGACAUGACAGGUUUCUACACCAGACGUGAUAUUAAACUGAAUUUAAUACUUGGCACUCACACAGAAAGAGCUAACCUCAGUGUCAACAUAUCUCCAAUCCGCUCAUUUUCCUAUUCCUGCCUCCAGUCUUCUGUGAAACAAAAACAGGAACUAUAAGUGAGAGUAAUAAAGUCGUUUAACUAGUCUGACUCUGAUCUUCUGGUUCGAGCUCAGGAGGAUGAAGAUAAAGAGGGGUUAACGCAGCUGGGAUGGUUUUCAAAGAGGUGCAGACUGCUACAGCUGGGCUAAGUAGGCCAAAGGCACAGGGGAGUGUCACAUGAACCGGAGCUGCUAUGUUAGCCAUCCUCCAGUGUCCUGUUCAGCCACAGAUGGGAAAAGAGACAGAGCGAGGGAAAGAGUGAGCGAGCGAGCGUGCGUCAUGUAUCCCAUGCUGCCUGACGUCUGUGCAUGAUACCCAAAACCUUCGCGCCGCGGCGAGGAAGAGCUCGUUUCCACUGGCACAGACGCCGCGCCGACCUUUUCUUUAACCACCUGAACCGGGCGCUGAAGGUCGGCAGGGUCGGGGAAUUUCUCUGCGGCGGGUGCCAGAUCACGGCGCUCAUCUGAGUUCAUGAGGGUCAGAGGAAGUUCAGCUGGUCCUCGAUGUCACAGCGUGAAGCCGAGACAACAAAACCCUGACCAAACUCUUGGCAUGCUCUUCCGGCCUCCUCGUCCUCUUCCCGUCUCUGCAGCGGCGGGGAUUUGUGAAUGGAGGAGCUUCAGGGAGGCCGCUCUGUUUCAGGCCACCACGAAUGACUUUUGACUUUUAAGGAGAGUUUCACAAAUAUGAGUUCAUUCUUAUAAAAAGGAGGUAAAUGUUAUUAGACUAGAAGGUAUUUAAAUUUGCUUAUUUUAAAUUUACAGAUUGAUCUCUCUGACUGUUGGCCUGUUUUUCAUAUUUAUUCUUAAUUAAUUCAAAAGAGAGGAGAUUUUUGGGGCGCCAAAAAAUGCACCCCGCAUAUAUUACACACCACCACCCACCAGGUGGCAGCAGAGAAGUGCUUUGCAUGAACAGCAGAGUGUAACCCGGGAACUCCACUGGAUCGAACGACUCGGAUGAGAAGCUCUUGCAAGAUUACUGAUAGUUCUCACAAGACUGGACGAGAUCUCACAAGAUCUCGCGUGUUUCCCUGUGAGACAUUGAAUGAGAUCUGCCGAUCGGUGUAUAUAAACACCCACAUCCCACAACCCUGGCCUCUCCUAUCAUCAAGCUAAGAACAGUUCAACUUAUUGAUUUUCUUUUAUUUUGAAAAUUCACCGGAUAUUUUACUUUACGCCCGUAAGGUGCAGUACGUCCAAUCAGCAGCCUUCACUAAUGAAAACCACUUUAAAAUCACGGGAAAGUGCAGUUCCUCCUGUGUCCACUCGAGGCUCUCUUUAAAACCGCUCCCAUUGUUUGUGGAUCAGUUAGGAAAUUCCGUCUGCGUCGCUCUUUUACACGUUUUACUCCAUCAUAUGUUAAUUUUCCUCUCAUGAUUACUCCCCGUCACUCUGAGGUCAGACCCUAUCCCCACGGCAACAGAGAGGUGAAAUCUACGCCGGGGAGGGGAGCGAGGGAGACGGAGGGGAGAAAAUGUGAGAAGGCGAAGUUGUGAGGUCAGAGUUGUAGAAGCUAAAAUAUAUUUGUUUAGUUUGUCACUGAGGGGCAUGGUUUUAGGAUGUUUGGCGGGUUAUUUAAAUCUCGGGUUUGUUCGGUAAACUUUUCUGUCUUUCAUCGUUUUUUCAUCCUGUUUUAACCUCAUUUCAUCUUAUCACUUUUUCACUCGGAGGCAAAAGUUUUGGACCUGGAUCGGCGUGUUUACUUUCCUUUUUUGAACAAUAAACCACUUUUUUAAAACUCAAACCGGACUGAUAACUGAACGCGUCACAGAUGCAAGAGAACCUAAACCCAGCGGCCAUUUUUGUCGAAGGAAAACAGUCGCUACAAGAGCGAUGAAAAGAUGAGUGUGAGGUCUGGGAAAAGAGAAGGAGGGUCAGAGGGGGUCGUACAGCACCGGUGUCAGAGUUAGUUUUGUAAAAAUGAAUAUAUAGAAUGUAGUAAGUGUGUAUUUUUGCCUCCACACACGCCUGUCGGUCCCUCAUCAAGCACAUCCCCUCUCACAGGUCUGCAUCAGCCGCCUCACUCCGGCAGGGUUUUACGUCACAGUGACUGGCCUAGAUUGUUGAAAAUGGACCUGGAACACUUGCCGUUUAUAGCCUUUCCUCUGCCUCUCCCCGAUGUAACGGCAGAGCACGACUUUCCCAGGAAAAAAAAAAAACAAAAAAAGAAGAAGAAGAAGUUCCUCUCCUCUUUUCUUACAGGCAGGAACAGACGGACUCACGUUUUCUCAACAUUUCAUCCAGAUGUGAGACGAUUUUCAGAUCAGACUUUAGUCAAACUUUCUGAUAAAACACUUCCUGUCUGGUUCUGCAGACCGUAUCACACACAGGAACAGAUAACUUCUCUGUUUGCAGCACACACACACACACACACACACACACACACACACACACACACACACACUGUGCAUCAAAAUAAAUGCAGACAUGAACAGAAUUAUCUCUGCAGUGAUCUUUGCAUGCUUUUUAUAACUGCACGCUUAACUAAGAAAUUACAUACUACCAUUUAAGAAGUGUGUGUGUGUGUGCAGGUGUGUGUGUGUGUGUGUGUGUGUGUGUGUGUGUGUGUAGUAGGAGUGGGCGUCUCUUCAUGUUACCAAACUCUUGCUGUGUCAUCGUAUCGAUUCGAUUCUCUCUCUCUCUCCCUCACUGACUGUCUGGUCUCUGUCUCCCCUCCCCUCCCUUUACGCCUCCUCUGUUCCCACGGCAACACGUGGCUACCGGUUACAUAACAGCGGCUGCUCACGGCGUUUGUGUAUGUGUGUGCAUGUGUGUACAUAUCUGUGUGUGUUUUUGUUGCUGCCCCCGGGCCCUGAGAGUCAGACACUAAAAACAUGCAGCUUUCAGGCUCAUGUGAGUGCAUUAUUGAUGGUGUUAGUGAUGAUUGCACCCGCGGCUAUAUGCACCCUGCUGAGCGAGUGUGUGUGUGUGUGUGUGUGUGUGUGUGUGUGUGUUUGGGCUCACCUUUCUGCAGUCUGGGUAAUUUCCACUAGAUGGGAACAGUGUGCAAGCAUCGCCACACCUCACAGCUCAUGUCAGAGCGACGCACACUGAUCUGCGAGGAUCUUAUAAACACGCUGGUUUUUAUCUGAGGAGUGUUUAAAACAACAUCAUAACCUCGACUCCGGUCUAUUUUACAGACUCACAUUAACAUUUUAUGAGAUGUAAAACCAAAGUGAUGGAAAGAUUCCUGAAAGGUGAUUUGUUUUAAAAAGAGAGAGCUGGACUGAAGUUGUUUUUGUCUUUCUUGAUAGGUCGGGUCAGCUGUGGAGGGACGUGAAAAUCGAGGAGUGCACAGUGGGAGGAGACGGGCAGGACAUGGAUGUAGGUGGGAGUCGAACCAGCAACUGCUGCAACGAGGACUAAUGCCUCUGCUCAUGGAGUACGUGCUUAAACCGCCAGGUCGACGACACCGGGUGAGUUUUUAUUCUGUCAGUAAAAUCACUUCUUACUUACUUACACGCAGGGGAUGAAAUGUGCAGAGAUGAAGCACACUGCUUAGCCACAGGGGGCGCUAAAGCUUACACGAAGAUAAAAGUCCCUGUGAGGCACUUUUAAAAGAGGUGAAUAAAAGUUUUUUAUUUUACACGUAUCUGUCGAGUCAGCUGGACCUUUAUUUAUGCAGAAAUUUCUCAGAGCCAAUCAGACCAAAGUUAUUUUUCACACCUCUAAAGAUGGACCUUUUUGAAUGAGUGUGUAUGUGGCUUCUGGGGCUUUUGCAGCCAGCCUCUAGUGGACACUUAAGGAACUGCAGUUUUUUUUUUUUUAAGUAUUUGUUUUUGCCGAUUUUUGUCUUUAUUGAUAGGAUAGAUUGGAAAUACAGGGAGAUAGAUAGAGAUGGUGGAGGACAUGCAGAACAUGGUCGGAGCCGGACUUGAACCCGCAACCAGAACCAUCUGUGUGCCCCGGAACUGCAGCUUUUUAUGGAUUAAUUUGGCUGUUUACUCUUCGUAAAAACUUUAAUUAUUAAAGGCCAAAGUUUUAAAUAUCAGCUCAUGGAAAAGCAGCGUGACUGCAUCAUUCACGCCGACAGAAAAUCACAUUUAAAAUUAUUUACAGGAACCCUCGAUCUCUUCAUCCUCCCAAACACCAACAGAGUAGUUAAUCCUGCACAGACCAUGGAGUAGGGCUGGGCGACAUGACCUCAAAUCAAUAUCACGAUAUAUCGAGUAGUUCACCUCGAUGACGAUAAAUGAACUAGGGCUGACCGAUAUGGGAUUUUUUCAAAUGGCAGAACAUUUUUCAAAGUGAAACCGAAUCUUAUUCUCCGCAUUUUAUUUCUGAGAAUAUCAGUGAAAAUCGGCGAGUUUUGGAUGAUUACCGAUUAGUCUCAAGCGGGCUAAAAUUGGCCGAUUUAAUCAGCUCGCCGAUAAAUCGGUUGGGCCCUAAAAUAGACGAUAACUACUCCAGAAGCUGCUCACCCCCUCCCACAUUAACUUCGUCUACUUCAGCCGCUCCAACUUUUGAACCGUCCUCCAUCUCCUCACCUGUCUUUCCCUCUUUGUUAUGGACUGGAUGGGGCGGAGUCACGUCUCUGACGUAGGACAGCGUCUUAAAGGGACAUGAGACCAUAGCCUACCUACACACGUCCAAAACCAACUUGAUUUAUUUGUUUUUUUUUGACACUGAAUAUACCGAUAUGAGCAAAAUUACGUCAGUAAUUGUAUCGGUAAAUUUCCGGUUUAUCGCCCAGCCCUCAGAUCGAGUAUCUUGUCUUCAUGAUAUCAGGAUUAUGAUCCUCUUCACUGCAGCUGGACUUUUUGUGGUUUGUUCAAAAGUGAAAGGUGAGACUCAGAAUCCAGAAUAUUUCCUCAGAGUCGAUAUUUAACGGUGAAACUGGAAUGUUUUGUUCAGCCGGUCAAAGAAACUGUGGGUGACGUUGGUGCCGACUGAGACGUUCUUCAUAGAUUUCUGAAGAUGCUGAACCAGCCUCCACACUCUGAGACCAAAGUUCAUUUUUUAAAGCGGUUCGAACAUUUUUGCUGCUUCUCUCAGCCUCUGCUUCAUUCAGCGUGUCCUUGCUGUUGUUGGACGUAUGAAUGGGGAUUAAUGUUUGAUUAAAUAGUGCGGUGAAUGUGUGUGUGUGUGGGAGAGAGUCAGAUAACUCCCCACACACUCUGACACACACACACACAGACACACACAGACACACAGCCCUGCCCUGGCCUCAGAUCCCCUCUAAUGGCAUUAGGCAGGCCUCUCCGGGGGAGGCCGAGCUGCUGUUCAUUUCAAUUACAACCACGUCAAGGAGCGAUCCCACGCAGCGCGCUCCGCUCUAAUCGAGCUAAUUUCAUAUUUAUGAGGAAGAAAUGUUUGUAAAACAUAAACACAACACUCAGCUGCACCCUGAGGGGCGCCGUUUCCACUCAAGACGGUCAGAGAGCGUGACUCUCGACUCUGACAGACAGGAAGUGGAUCUGUGGAUGUGACCUCUUCUGCUCAGGGCCACAGAAAGCUGGAUGUACAGUAUCAGAGCGUGCAGCGAGGCCAUAAAAAGCCGACUGUCUAAUCUUUACGACCUGCGCCGUUUCCACGGUGUCGGCAGGUUCUGCUUACGCCACCAAACCGGCCUCGAUAAAUCCAGAGCGCUCGCUGCACGUCACCUCUGCAGAGACCCCUCCCCCCCCCGGUCUGUCACAGCAGAGGCGGUUUUCUCCUGAAAUGAAACGUCUUUCUGUCUGAUUUGUGCAGGAAGUGUGUGAUCACCUGUAAUCAGGGCUGAUUUAUAAUAAAAAAGAAGUGAAACUCUGAGGUUCAACUUUGCAUGAAUGAUAAUCAAUAAUCAAUAAUCAAUCAAGACCCCCAGGGUUUAUUAAUGUGAGGAGAAGAAGGUCCAGCAGGAAGUAGGGCUGCACGAUUCACCGGUUUUAAAUCGUGAUCGGAUUAUUUGAUGAUGACGAUGUUAAAAAAGUGAAAAUCAUCAAAUUGAUUUUUCUCUCUAUCAUGUCUCACUCCUCCAGGCCACCGUAGACUCCUCCCCCUUCCUCCUCAGUUAACACACACCAGUGUAAACAAACAUGGCGUUUGCAAAAGAAGGCGAUAAUUUCAUGGUUAAAUCGGACAAGAGCGAGUCAGUCGUGUUGAAUUGGUACGACUUCACAGUUUCAGGUGAAGAGUAAACCACUCCCCGCUGUAAAGUCUGUCUGAAGGCGGUAUCAACCCGUCACCUCGGUGUUUCAUCCACACGAAAACGGCGUUUUACACUUUCAAAGAUGUUGAGAUGAGGCUCUAUCGAGACGAAACAGUUUUACAUCCUCAACACUCAAGACAGCCGCGACCUCACCGUUUUAUCGCAGUUUUUGCCGUUACACUUUGCGGUUGAUCGAACACUGAGGACCGUGGUCCAUCAGGCUUUGAUUUCAGGAGGAAACACUAAAGUUUUUUGUCAAAUCGGCGUUUCAGGUGACCGUAAACGGUACUUUUUGAAAACGGGUCAGAGAGUGAAUAAAUCUGUAAACGACGACCAUUUCAUCUCCGUGUGGAUGUCUAUCUGCAUCUCUGGAAACGAUCAUGUGACACACAGAGUAACUCUUUUAUGGCGCCAAAACAACCUUUAUACACAUGCUCUGUACUCUUCUUCUGUCUUUUGUGUAUUUCCUGUGCAGCGUUACAGCGCCACUUACUGGCUCGGCAUAUGAACUACAUCAUUUUCAGAGAGAUGAUAGAAAACCUUUUAUCUUUAAAGUGAAGUUUGGUGAAAUUGUCACUGAAUAAAAAAUCAAAAAUCUAGUUUUUAGAGAAACUCGUGUUUUCAAACAUGCACCUGAAGUAAGAUGGAGCUUGUUGCUGUUGAAGCGACAUUAAGAACAAACUUCCCCGAUGUUUUAGGUUCAGUUGAAUUCUUACUUUCGGUCACAAACAAAAGGGUAAAGCUCGUAGAAGAGUUCUGGCCUCCUUCAGUCGAUAACUCAUCAGAUGAACAUCGCUCCUACAACCUGAUUUCCACCAGUUUGAGCCGUCCUCUGAGCUGGACGUCACAGUGUUUGCUAAGCUGGAGCAUCCGUGAAUUAUUUCACACAUGAACAGUCGGGCAGGACAGAAAAGAGACGCAGCCAAACUGCAAACUGUACUCUUCAUCUUUUCGUAAUGGUCGCACGCUCUGGAAGCUGCUGGCUGAGUCGGUUUGUUUGAAAACCUCAGAGUUUAUUUUAGAAAGUGCUCACACUCUGUUUUCACCGCCUCAGUUUCAGCUCACAGUCAAACAUGUGAAGGUUAAUGUGCAAACCGGUUGAUGUGACAUUUCCGAGUCCAGCCGACAUGUGACUGUGUGCUUUUUUAUUUCUGAAUCACUUCCUCAUAGCAGAGAAGCAGAGGUGGUGGUGACCUGUGAUAACCCGCUGCUGUGACCUGUUCCUCCCGGUCACGGUGACACGGUGUCAGACUUAAAAAAAGAGGGAAAAAGGAAAAGAGGCGCACCCGUCAGAUGGAAACCAAAAGUUACGACGUGUUAAUUUCUGUCCUCCUGAUCUCGCCACAUGAUUGGAUCUCUGGCUCAGCCUUCGGUCCUCCUGGCAGCCUGUGAUUGGCCGGGAUCCAUCGGUUUACUUGGUGACUCACUCCGCUCACACAGUGCAAAAGCACGGCCUCUUAUGGCGUGUUUCCAUGGCAACCUUUCAAGGGGGGGUCAGGCGCCAGUGAAGCACGGUGGAGCCGUUUCCUAAUAAAGCAGGUUUUAUUGUCUCUUUGUGUUUUUUUCCUCCUGUGCGAAAUGUAAACAGGACCGAAACUCAGGAGAGGAGAGGGAGCAGAGAGGAAGAGGAACUUUUCAUCCUCCUCCUCCUCCUCCUCACAUGUUGCAUUCGCUGUGCUGCUGAAGUUGAUCUAUAGUUUUACACCUUUAAACUCUUAGUUACUUAAGCCUGUUGUGAGAAUGAGGUUCGGGAUCAUAUGAAGGUCUUCCCUGGAAAAGUCUUUGUCUGGAUGGACGUAGAUGUUGCUCCUAAACCUGGAGAUAUUGUUUAAAACUGAGGAUGCAGCAUCUAUGAUUUCCAGUUCUUCGUUGAAAGGAAAACUGGACUUACUUGGGAGGCGAAAGGCGAAACGUCCCAAGUAAGUCCAGUUGUCCUUUCCAAAAGAGCGUAAGAUUUUGAUUCAUCAGACCUCAGGACAGUUCACGGAUGAGUGAUUUUAAACUCAUGCGGUGACUCCAACUACAGAGUCCUGAUGCUCCUGAACCUGAAGAUAUUGUUCAGCAUUAAAGGGAUAUUCCGGUGUAAAAUUAAUUUAGGGUCAAACACACCGUAACACCGAGUUAGACACCCCCCGAGAGAUGAAUGUUGCCGACCGCUUGUUUCUCUAGUUAUACCAACUUUGGUAACGACCGCAGGAUAGCAAUACAGAGAGCCACGCCCUCAACCAAAACGCCACUCUAUAACCACAAAUAAUGUUCAGAACAGCACCUAACUUCAUCAACAGGACAUAUAGGGUCACAGACAUAGUACUAGACUCUAGACUCUUUGCCUAAUUUCUUGUUUCACACAACUCACCCUCUCUGCCAGUCCAUUACGGACAACAGCGGGGUGCCGCAGCUCAACGAAGAACAUUUAUGAUCAUUCCUUUAUGGAAAUACAAUCAGACAGAGACGCUUUAGGUUCUUUCACACCGGGAGCGUUUUGUUCGUGCGAUUAUUUCAGACGUCAAUAUUUUUUUCGAAUCUGUAUCCUGUCAAUUUCAUUUCAUUUCAUUUAUUCUUUAUUUCAUUCCUUUAAAAAUUAAAAGAAACAAUUUAAUUUAAUUACAAACAUUCUCCUAUCUAGAAUGAAAGGGAGCAGAAAGAAGACUAAUCCUGUCAAUUCAAGCGUUCACAUCAGCGACGUUUUCCCGUCCUGCGAUAUUGCGGCAUUUAUUUUUUCGGGUCACAGUCGAUUUUUCUAAAGUUUCUCAUACUGUGUGUCCACUUCUGACCAAUCAGAUUGCAUGUUGUUGUGAUUCACCGGUAUAUCCAACAUGGCCGACUGGCUGAUUGUUUACGUGUCGGAGAACAGAGUGAUUUUUGAUAAGAGACACAAACAUUACAAAGAUAACCUGAAGGACGACUUGUGGAGAGUCUUAGUGUCGGAUUUAGAGCAGUUUAAAAAUUAUAAACAUGUUUUUUCCUCUUUUUGUGGUUUUGGACUUUUUGACCAAACUGGGACAAGAAGCAAGUUUUGAUCUGAUAAAUCGUUAAAACUUCAGGGUCGGAGUCCAACUAACGUUAAACUCAAAUUAAAUUUCCUUCUCUGAUCGCACAGAUGAUUCACUCUAACCGAUAUCUGUCACACCGGUCAUAAAGUUCCCACAAACGAUCUCAUUUUGCAUAUUUACUCGAACAACAGCAGCCAAAACCAACCCUACCUGCUGAACCACCUGAAAUUUCUCCCAAAAGCGCGGCGAUGACGGCCCGCUUCGUUGUCAUGGCUGCAGAAUGUGAAGAUUCAAAUAGAGGCAAAUAUCACACACGGCUCUGACACGCAGGAUGAGUCAUCCACAGUUAUAUCACACAUCUGUUGACUGACAACAACACUGCAAACUUGUUUUUUCUUUACCUUUAGAGGGCCACAUGAAGUUUUUAGAUUAAAACAACUUUGAUUAAACUUUAGUCAGAACCUACAUUUGUUUUUGAGUCUGUUUGUUUGUGAGUUUAUCAGGUUCAGACUUCCUGAGACCGAGUUUAAUGAGAUACUUCACUUCAGUGAGUCUGUUACCGAUAAUGAAGAAGAACAUCAGUCUCAGUCUUCUCCACUAUCGUAUGGAGAACCACAGGGAACUGUCCUAGAGCCUCUACUUCACCUGUUUUCUUAGAGACGGAUCAUAAAGAGUUUCAGAGAGACCAGAUUAUUCAUAAAGUUGGGACUUGUCUCUAAAGUGGAAAUCACUGCAUGGACUCAAACUUACUCCCAGACACUAAAGUAUAUGAACACAAAUCAUCACUGCGUUCACAGUCGGAGGCAAAGAGGAAACCGUACAUCAACAUGAUUGGCAGCCUCUCUAGACCUGAGUCCGUUACUGACAGUCCAAAUCCAGCAUCCCUGAUGGUCUGGGGAUCAUAUGUGCCCCUGGAAGGGGGAACUUCCACAUCUGUGAAGGCUUCAUUAAUUAGUGACCAUACGUCCUCUUUUACCCGAACAUGUCAUCUUUUUUGGGGGGCUGUCCAGGUUUUGUACGUAAGUUCAAGUUUGUGUCACAUGGACUUAUUGAGUUAGAAGUGUGUAAAAGACACUCGAUUGGACCUGAAAAAGUUUGUCCACAGCUCCAUAAGGAUUGCUGGCAGAGGCGGGAUUUAUGACCUAUACUGCAGCCUGUCACCAGAGGGUGCUGUUCUCACGUUGGCCUCACCCAGAGAGGAGGCAGACGGCGUCUAUUCUAUAUACAGCAGGGCCUGACCGAUAUUAAUUCUUUUGGGGCCGAUACCGAUUAUUGGGAAGGGGUGGGUGGGUUCUAAUUACUGAUUAAUCGGUCGGUUUUUUAAAUUAAAAAAGUCCUAAAAAAUAUAUAUAUAUUGCAGAUAUCUACAGUAUAUAAUAUGCUGUAGGCUACUGCUCUUCAUGCUGACAGGAAGACUGACCAAUCAAACUCGGACCAGAAAAGCAAUUUCAACAAAACCCCCGCUUUAGCUCGUAUAUUACAUGGUGCUUCACCGAUAAUUCGGCGUGACUGAGACCAGCACAUCAGGAAACAGUGUGAAGUGGGUUGAACUGAAACUUGUUGACUUAUGGUGUACUUCACAAACUUAUUCUCCGCAUUUUUUUUCUGAAAAUAUCGGCAAAAAUCGGCAAGUUUUUGCCGAUUAUGAUUUGUCUCAAACGGGCUAAAAUUGGCCGAUUUAAUGCCCUAAUAUACAGUCUAUGCUCCUAUCGGUGGGGCAUCCCCCGAACAUCUCACCAUCAGGGGGGCGUCCUGAUUAUAAGCCCGAGCCACGUCCUCUGACUCCUCUCAACGAGAUAAAUCUGAAAUAAAUCAAUUAAACAUGAUAGGAAAACAAGAUCAAGUUUUUAGUGACUCUGAUUGAUUGAAUUUGAUUUACUUUGACCUUUUACAGCCUAAAUAUGCCGCUUAAUUUCCUCUUGGAUUGUUAAUUUAUGUUUUUAAUCACCUCGGGGAAGAAGGUUUGAGAGAUUUAUGUCCAUUUUUAGAUGAUGACUUUAUCCAGGGAUGUUUUCUAAUCAGCUGUUGCCUGUUUUGUAUUUUCUCCCUCCUCUUGGACACUAAGACAGGUUGCACUGAGCAGGAGUCCGUUCCUGUGAUUUUGUUUUCAUCCAAACUUAUCUUGACUUUUGCAGGAUUUCAGCUCGUAUCAGUUCACUCAACGUGAGUUUGUAGCACAGGUUGUACUCCACAGCAAACGCUUGGGUUAUGUUUUGAAAGGUCAGAGUCUCUCGGCUGGGUUUGCGGAUUUCUUUAUUCCCUGAUGAAAUGAGCGAGAGAAUAGAAGCUGAAUUUUCACACCAGGACUCUGCGUCUCACUGCGACAAAGCGGCGCUCGGCAGAAAAGGCUUGAACACAGAAUAAAGCGAGUAGCGAAGGAGAGAGUACUCGGUGUCAAGGCUCCACUCUCAGUGUGAGGGAACACUUUGAUACCUGUGUAGGAGUUCUUUUCACCGUUUGUCCUCACCUGGUUCAGUGAUUCAGGGUUUUUCAUCAAUGCACACACUCCUGUUUUCAAACUUUCACAGCGAUCAAACUAAAGACCGUUUUCUACAUAAAUCUCUUGAUCCGAGUCCGUUCCUGACGUUCUUGUGCACAUGUUUGUGUUUGAAAGAGGAUUAUUGUCGGGUUCCGUUGUGAGUCAUGACGGCGAGCUCGGUCCUCGUUGAAUAGAGAGAUAUUUUGGGAUGUCUGGCUCUCAAGUACUGAGCUUCUCUGAGUGGUUUGCUUUUGUUUUUAAUUAUUGGAAGAUAAGUUGAUAUUCACAAAGUGUCAACUCACUGCUGUUAUAGUUUGAGAAAUUAAUUCAGUAACUUGGUGGCGCCUGUGAUGCACGAGUGGUAGUAUGACAUCGGGCUGCACGAAUCUGUUUUUUUUUUCUAUAAACUCAGGCAAGACUUGAUUUCCCAGUCGAUCUACGUGCCGAUCCUCACCUAUGGUCAUGAACUUUGGGUAAUGACCGAAAGAACAAGAUCGCAGAUACAAGCGGCUGAAAUGGGUUUCCUUCGCAGGGUGUCCGGGCUCAGCCUUAGAGAUAGGGUAAGGAGCUCGGACACUCGGGAGGAGCUCAGAGUAGAACUGCUGCUCCUCCACGUCGAGAGGAGUCAGCUGAGGUGGCUCGGGCAUCUGGUUAGGACGCCUUCUGGACGCCUCCCGUUAGAGGUGUUCCUCUAGGAGACCUUGUGGCCGGCCCAGGACCAGGUGGAGGGAUUAUAUCUCUCGCCUGGCCUGGAAGUGGCCGGGGUGAGGGCCGUCCGGGCUUCCCUCCUGAAGCUGCUGCCCCCUCGACCCAGACCCAGAUAAGUGAAAGAAUAUGAAACGCUCCUGCAGGAAGGGGGAGGAGUCUAAGUUGGCCUGGAGACACGAGACAUGAUAGAGAGAAAAAUCGAUUUGAUGAUUUUAUUUUUUCAAUUUAAUCAAAUAAUCUGAUUAGGAUUUAAAAUCGAUGAAUCGUGCAGCCCUAGUCUGACCCUCUAUCUGUCCUUGGUUUUCUCCACAUUUUCAGAGCGUUGACUCAUGUCCUUUUUAAAAUCGCUUACCCCGGCUUUAAAGGAAUCACAAUGUCGUCUCCUGUUACAGAGAGUAGAGGAAGUGACUGCGAGAAAAAUGGACUGCGGGUGUUUUCAUUUCACAGGAACACAUGAAGAUUUCCUCGUAAAGAUACUCUGUUCUGACGAAUAAUCAGUUUCUGUAUUAGCUGUCAUGACCUGCACUGAGUGACGUGUGGCCUCUUCAGCAAACAGAACAAUACGACAACCAUCCAGGAAGAAGGAUUGGACAAUUUAUGCAAGACAGACGCACAAAUACAAGCAUGGAACCCGAUCUGGAGGAGUAAAUGUAACACCUCAAUGAAAUAAUUCACGACUAAUCAAAGAUGAGGAGUUUAUCCUGCAGACAAAUUCAGGAGGUUUACUCCCGUCCAAUAAGAUCUGACGUUUUCUCUGCUGAAAGGACUCAGGGCGGGGAAAAUGUGGUCACAGUCGGACUUUUGCUGUAAAUGCAAAGACACUGUGUCCACCAGGGAGAGGAUGGUCGUGUGUCCUGCGCUUGGAAAUCCUAUUAGUCCUAUAUGAAUGCAAAUUAAUGCAACAGGCUUUACCUGCAGGACGGGAUGCAGCUGUUUAUUUCUGCCCCGAGUUUUGCCUCUCAGGAUUAAAGGCACAAGAACUCAGAAAUAAAAGACCUUUCUACAUCCAUAACAUUAAAAAAAAUACUGAUAUAUGAAGUUUGAUAUUUAAGUUCAAAUGUUAAAAGUGAGGAUUAAUCAAACUCUGACCUGUUGUUUUAUAAGUUUUUUAUAAAUUUGACUUGGCUAAAACUCCUGCAGGUACAUUUACUGAGUUUUAUUUUGAAUUAACUCGGUCUAAUAAAAACAGAACCUAACAGACCGUUAAUGUCGUUUCCUUCAGUUUCUCCUUUAAAGCUUUAUUACUGGUUUCAUUAUCCAGUAAAUGGAAGAUGACCGUGAGCAUGACUCACUAUCAGUUAUAAAAGAAACCUGUUACAGUGACCCUGCAGCACACACUGCCUUUAUGAAAGAGACAGUUUCUUAUCCUUCCUCACUGAUGAGACUUUGUUGGAAAUACACAAUUGUAUAUUCAAUUAAAGUUAGACAGAUAUGUAAAAUUAAAGCUCCUGUGAGGAAUUUGUAGCUGGUGAAAUAAAAUAUUUACAGUAGGAUGUUUUGAUGAUUUAACUGGACUAGAGAAAAGAAGUAGGGGUAUGGGUUUGUCGGCUGAGAGUGACGCCCACGCCGUGCUGUUUGGAGAGGGAGGGUGCGCUUCAUUCAACAAACAGGAUGUAACAGGUGCAACACGGGCGUCACAAUAUCAUUCAGUCUCUCUGUUUUUAUAAUCAGGAUAAAAAAGGUCACAUAAUGAAGUGAAAACCUUCACGUUUCAUGAAAUCGUUGCAGUACUUCAAGUGUCCACUAGAGGCUGUGUCCGAAAGCGAAGGACUCCUCAUUAACACUCAUGUUAAAAUGUGAUUUUUAUUUUUUUUACAGCAGAAUUAAACAUGUUUACAGUUUCAGUCCAACAAGCUCAUUUCUUUAUUCUUACUACACCAGGGUGAGUUAAAUACUCGAUUCUCAUUGGUCAGAAUCACCUUUAUUGUCAUUGUACACGGAACAACGAAGCGCCACUCCCCUUAGUGCAAAGCAAAAGUAAUAAGUACUAAAAAGAAAGCCAUUUUAAAACACAAGAUAAGGUAAGAAUCAGAAGAAACAAAAGUAAAAAUGCCGUAAUGUAAAUAUCUGUACAUUAUAAACGGUUAUUGACUUUGAACAUCGAAGCAGACGCCGGAGAAAACCUGAUCAUACAGGUCAUAUCAGGUCAAUCUGAGGUUAGAAGUUUUGGCACAUAGUGUACUUUUGUACGAUUUCACCUCUUCCUGUUGACAGUCUGACAAAAGCAUCCGUUUCCAGCAGCUUCAUCAGACGAUACAGAGAUAUAUUUACUCUAAAUUUACUGUAAAAGCUCAAAAAGUUAAAAAUUUAAGUCACUACCAGAGAGAGAAUGAUGUUAAAAGAGCUGAAGUAAACAAACCUGAGGAGACAGAUUUAUCAGGUCUAUCAAUUCUACAGAAACUAAAUCCCACAGUCUGUUUUAUGAUCAUUAUUUUUAUGAAGAGCUUUUUCAUUUAUUCAGAUUCAAAGAAAACACCGCCUUCACAGUUUUACUCCACCCUGGACUGAAACUCAACCUGAACUUUUGAUAGUUUCGUUUUGAGUGUGUUUGUGUUUUAAGAAGUGAGCCGGUAACGAACUGAAGUGAGUAUUCGUUACUACAAAUAACAAUUAUUGGUCCUAGAGCCUAACAAAUUAAAUUCUGGAUUUGUGAUGAGAAAUGAAUUUUAACUGCUCAUUUUUAUGUUUUUUACAUCUUUGAUGGAUGGUUAAAAUGUGCAGAGUUUGUUUUGAAUUAAUAUCAAGGUCCUUGUAAUAAGCAUUAAUUAACAGUUAAUAAACCACUAUUAUUAUUAGCAGCAUUUAUUCAUGGCUAACUUUGCUCCAUGCAGCUGAAUCUUACUGGAUAAAUCCUUAAAAGACUUUAAUCGUCUUGUUUUUGUCAUUUAGUUAAAGUUUAGAUCACAGCGAGGGCUUCCUAACAACAAUAAAUGUUAGUUAUGACAGUGCGCUGGGUCUUUAAGGUUACCAUGGUUACAGAGGGGCGGUGUUGUUUACCAUAGUGAAGCGAUGUGUUCCUGUAGGUGAAUCCAGGUGAAUGAAUAUCAUCAAAUCAAACCGCUGCCCCUCUCUCUCAGCCCUGUAGCCGUUGUUUUGGCGCGGCGUCGCUCUGGUUCCUGUAGUCAGUGUGAAACCUGUUUUCAGAACAUCGCUAACGUUCGCUUCGGCACGCUGGUGAUCACCGGUUAAACCACAGUCAUCAUAACCUCUCUGUUUUCCUUUCUCACUUUGACUGUGUCCUCAUUGUCAACAGUUUUUUUUAUAUAUAUAUAAUUAUGAAUAAGCGGUUCUGGUUUUGAUUCUGUUCGGUCCGAGGCGAGACGGGGAGCGCUGAGGUUGUAAAUCUGGUUACAUUAUGAUUGUGAAGUAAAACAGAAACAUCAUACGAGAGGUUUCAGUCCGAGUCAGUAACGUUUCACUCAAGAGAUGAAAAAAAAAAAAAAAAGGAGUGGAAAAAAACCUGCAGUUCCUCAGAUGUCCACUAGAGGCUGGCUCCAAACUCAGUGAUACCCCUUCAGUACCUGCACUAACUCCGGCAUAUUCAAGCUGAGGUUCUGGGUCGAUGUUGACACACUUCUGUUGAAUUUGGAAUGAAAACUGGUUUUAGUCUCCAUCCUUGUUUUGAUUUUCCCCGAUGUCCAAAGUGUUUAGAUUUCCCAGCUUCUGUGAACGCAUUGAAAUGAUAGACCGAACUUUCACCAAGGAAACAAGAAUUUUAAACAUUUUGUCUGAGUCUUAUAGAUUUGAGAGGAUCCAGUGAUUUCUCCUGGCUUCUUAAAUCUGGUUGUUUAACCCUCGAUUCCUGUUCAUUUGAAGCUCCACCCAGCCUACUUUGUCUCCAAAAUAGACAUGCAGAUAAGUACUCAUAAAAUCAUCAUUUUUUCAGCCCUGACCAUUACAAAAAUAAUAAAUACAAAAUUUGAUGUUAGACCCUUUUUAUGCCAGUUUAUGUGCACCAUGUCACUGCUAUUUUUAAUGAUAAAAUACUCAAAAUUGCCAUAUUUCCCAUAUAAAAUGACGUAGAUGAUUAUUAUUUUUUAAUUAAAGAGUCUGGGCCAUGUCAGUGAUGAGAAUUAAAACUGUUUUUGGUGAAUUUAAAUUCUUUUUGUGGUGCCAAUUUUUCGUAUCUGAAACUCCAUCCAGCCUACUUUGCCCCCAAAAUAGACAUGCAGAUAAGCAUUCAUAAAAUAACAAUUUUUCAACAUUUUUUCUGACUUUUUUUACUCAAAUCUCUCAAAUCUACAAUUUAGAGCCCUGCUGAUCGAGUGACUGCAAUAAAAAGGUUGCAAUAUGUUGUUAUGGUACCGUAAAAACACGGUCAAAAAACAGGUUUUUAAUGGAAGUCUAUUGUCUGAUUUGCGGACAAAGGAGGGUGGAGCUAAAAUGCAGCAACAGAGAACUACAGGUGACACAGAGUUUUGUUUUUUUGUUUUUUUAAUAUGAAGAAAAAUAAGAACUUUCACCAAAUUUGAUGCCCCAAUCUUUAAAACGUGACUGUCAGCUAAAAAUAAAAUGGAAAAAAUGACAAAUGUCCUCAAAACGGACGUGGUACGAACCGAGGGGUUAACAGGUAUAGGCUAUAAACAGUGUCGCACUCUGAGGUAGACUGAUGGAUUAGCCGUGUAGGUGUUGACUUCAGCUCCAGAAAACCAACAUGAAGGGGACAAAUGUCAAACAAGCUUCAGAAAACUGUUGUCCAGUUUGAGACGUCAGGAACAGGAAACGUUUCAUCUAUUAUCAACGUCUCACUUUCUGUCAGUGACCGCCGAGUGACUCAGAGAGAGAUCACGAUACGACCGCUGCUCUGACGCCAACUGUCGGGUCAGUUAGGACUCUGAACACGCCCCUAUCAGCCGUUACACGAGCGGGAUGUAAAAUCAGUGUUUUCUGCUGCAUGGGUCUGCACACCUGAGCUCUCAGUCAGAACCUCCGAUCACCACGUAGUCUGCAGAAAGAGUGGUAAACAUGCAGAUUCAAUGAAAUGAGCAGAAUCAGAAACUGUGGUUUUUUUCUCACAGCGAGGGAAUUUUAUGAACUUUCAGGGUUCAGCUGUGUGUGUGUGUGUGUGUGUGUUAGUGUGGGUGCAGAAAUCUGUUCACUCAGUCACGUUUGGGGGGCUCCCCUCACUUCACUAAAUUUUAAUCUUCAAGCUGUUUUCUCUCGACUUUAAAGCAUAAAUAUUCAUUUUCACGCUUUUGAUGUGACUGAUUGCUGUUGUCAAAACUGAGUCAAAACACACGUUUCAGAGAUAAUUAUGAAGUCAGAAAAACACUGAAACACCUCUGAGGAAGGUCAUAUUCAGAAAGAACAAAGAUUUAUUCUCUACCAGCAAGCAAAGCCGAAUUCACAAGAAGGGUUACACAAAAUUAGAAGAAUAAAUAUGAGAAUAAAGACAAAAAUUUACAGCAGAAAAAAAGUCACAAAUUUAAAGCAGAAAAGGUUGAAAAUCUGUUGGAUUAAAGUGAAAAACUCUUAAAAAUUCAGUCACAAAUCGAGUAGAAUUAAGUAAAAACCUAAUAAUGAGCAAAAGAGUCAGAGUCAAGAGAAAAAGUCCUAAAUUUAUAAAAUAAAGUUAAAAUUAAUAAGAUUUAGUUACAAAUUUAGCAAAGUGAUAAUCACUACCUACAAGAAGUCACUUAUUUUUGUGAAUAAAAGUCACAAGUUGCAAAAUUACCAGAAGAAAGUAACAAAAAUAAAACGAACUAAAAGUCAGAAAUCUGUGAGAUUUAUGUUAAAAAAGUCAAUAUGAUUUGGUCACAAAUUUAUUAAAGCAACAAAAUUACAAGAAGCAGUCACAAAUAUAUACGAGAAAAGUCAAAAACUUAUUAAAAUGAAAAAGCAAAACAAGAAAAAUGUCACAAAUUUACAGAGAAAGAGUGACAGUUAUAUGAAAGAUUUAUGAGACUCACAAAUGUAAAAGAUUUAAGUAAAAAUAUAACAAGAUUCAGUCACAAACCAAUAAAGUUAUAAAAUGAAAAUAUAACAAGCGAAGUUGUGAAUUUUCUCAGAAUAAAGUCAGAAAUAAACAGAAACAAGUCUCAAAUAUGUAAGAAAAAAAAGCCAUAAAUGUAUGGAAGGACACCAAUCGGCUGGAAUAAGGACAAAAAUUUGCAAAAUGUAAAGAAAAAGAAUUAGAACGUAACUACAAAUGAUCAUGAACAAAGUCACAAUUUUCAAAAGAAAGAGUCAAAAUUUCAAAGAUUUUAGUUACAAAUUUAUAAGAAUGAAAAAAAAAACAAAUUAACAUAAAAGAUUAAAGUUAUAAGUAAAGAAGUUACAAAUAUUUUUAAUUUAUAAACAAUAAGAGGAAAAAGUCACAAAUUAACAAAAUAAAAAGUCACAAUUUUGUAAGAAUUGGUCACAAAUUAACAAGAAAAAAAAUCACAAAUUAAAAGAAACAAAGUCACAGAUUUACGAUUAGAGUCACAAUAUGUGGGAAUAAAGUCUCUUAUUUAAAAGACUUAUAGUGAUAAAGUCACAAAUUCUCAGGAGUGAAGUCUCAAAUUUAAAAGUUUUUAUCAGUUUAAAAGAAAAAAUUCACAUUUUGUUUUGAAUUAGGUCAUAAAUUUAUUGGAUUUAUAAAUUUAUAUAUUUUUUUAAUUAAUGCAGUCUCAAAUUAUUGAUCCUUGUAAUUAUUGAACUUUUCUCCAGGGAUAUUAUUUAUCCCUGAUUUUUUUUUAUCCUCAAAGAAGAACAUUAUUAGUUCUUCUUAUCUUAUCUUAAAUUAAAAAAGGAUUAGUCACUUAUUUAUCAACACAGAGUCACAAAUUUAAAGAGGUAAAUUAACUAAUUAACAGAAAGAGAUUGACAGAUAAUAUUUGUAUCGGCUUUUUUCUCAUCUCUCUAAUCUCUUUUUUUCCCUCUAAUCUCUAAAAUCCGAGUUUCUCUUAAAUUUUCGGACCGUCUCUAACCGAUCUCAUGAUGAUUCAGUUCGGUCAGAAUGUAAGUCGCACACUCAGAAGUCUGCGUUCCUUUCACAGUCGCUGUUACUCAUCAGUCCUCUUGGAUUCAUUCACGACUAAAAACCACCACAGAGCAGUUUGGUAUCUCAGUGGUUGCCAUGUUGUUUCUGUCGCGCCGAGUAGCGACCAUAUUUGGGCGUCAUUGCGGGUGACAUCGCUGAAACUGCACUCUGGUUGACAGAUGGUUGUGAUACCAACAUGUCAACCACCACACCCAAUAUGCUUACAGAACCGAGCGCCUGUACGCACCUUACUUAUUUUUUUUCAACUUUUUGUAAAUCAUCAAAAUCGUCUCAUCUCAACAUUUUCAAACAUUUAUUUUAUUUUGAAGUUGCAGAUGUUUGUGGAAUAGUUGGAUUAUGACCCCGACUGUCAGGACUCGUCACCCCUCAUAUCAGUAUCCUGUGAAGUUUACACCUGAACGACGCAGCAGAGCGCCACAGCAGACCUCGUCUCUUUCACCUUUAGGCUCAAACUGUCUGCGCAGCGUCUUAUUUGAGAAAUAUGAUUGACAUCUCACUGAGACUCCGCCCCUGCCUGCUGCUCAUUGGUCCUGUAGGGCCCCCCAAAAAGUGAGUGUGAAGCAGAUCAGUUUCUGAGGAUGCUGUCAGUCAGUCAGUCAGUCAGAGGUUGAUGAGGAGGAGGAGGAGGAGGAGGGAGUGUUUGGGACUUUCCUCGCGCUCAGACUCCGGGUCCAUGAGGUCGGUCGAUCUUUUCUUUUUUGAUCACAAACUUGAUCUCAGUUUUAGAUUUUGUUCUGGUUUUAACUCAGAUAGUCUAAUUUUAUUCUCCUCUGCUGCUUCAUCUGUCUGUGAAUAUGUAAAUGUGUGUGUCAGCAAGUGUGUGUGUGUGUGUGAGUGAGUGUGUGAGUGUGUGUGUGUGUGUGUGUGUGUGUGUGUGUGUCAGCGAGGGUCAGACCCUGACCUCAGAUCUGUCACCAUCCUCGUCUUUCUCGCUUUUAUGAGUCACACUGUUAGAUAUGUGAGCGCUGUUAUUCAUAUCUGUACAUAUACGUGCGCAUGUUUCUGAGAUCUCUGUGUGUGUGUGUGUGUGUGUGUGUGUGUGUGUGUGUGUGUGUGUGUGUGUGUGUGUGUGUGACUCAUGUUCCUCUUUUCCAUUCACGAUCACACAAAGCCGAUGGAGAGCUGCUGUGAUCUCAGAGAGCAGAGGAGGAGAUUUUUGGGAGGGGGGGGUGAAGCUCCGAGAGCGUCUCCGCACUCUGACGGAGGAUUUCGCCCCGCCGUCCGCUGAUGCAUGCUGGGUAAAGACGGCGCUGUGAGUACUGGGAUCACACAGGUUGUUUUGUGUGUCUGCGGGCUGUUGUUCGGGGAUCAAAGUGUGUCGUCGCUGCAGGAGUGUGUUUUUGUGUGUUUUUUGAGUGUUUUUGUCCCUUGGCGGCCGAGGUGGGAGCGGGGAUUUGAGGUCAAAGGUCACACGUGUUUGUUGAGGCGUUUUUUCUCUCUUUUUACGUGUUUGAAAAUAGGGCGAUGUGCAAUCAUGCUGCAGAGUAUUUUAAUAUUAUUACAACAAAUAACAGAGUCAGGAUCAGUAUGAGGAGGUUUUUAUGGUGGACAGCAGCGAGCCCUGUGAUUGGUCAACUUGGCUGCGAACAUUUCCGGUAUCGUCACUCCUCUUCCUCUUGUCUCGUGUGCAGAAACUCAGCUCACAACAUUUAUCACCUUCGGUCGCCAUGGUUUCCGGUAAACAAACAAGGAGGUUGCAAAUCUGGGCCGGACGUGAUAUUUUUUUUGAUUGGCUAGAAAAUCUGGAAACGUCAUCACACGCAUAAGCCAAACGCGGGCUGUCUGUACAUCGAACAGAACGUUACAGAACAUUAUCGAACUUCUGAACCUCCUAACACGACAGACGAUGGAGUUUCACAGCCAUCAGGAAUAACCAAUCGGAGCCCAGCACUUCUAGCCAAUCAGAGGUAAAGGAGGGCGGGGCCUUCCACUACCAUCCCACAAAAAAAGACAAUGAGGAUUAGGGCUGGGCAAAAAACUGAAAAUUUACCGAUGCCGAAAUUUACGACAAUAAUCGACGUCAUUUUGCUCAUAUCGGUAUAUUCAGUGUCAAAAAAAUAAAUAAAUAAAAUUUGGUUUUGUUACAUUUAUUUUAAAUUUUUAUACCUUUAUUUUGAUUUUACCUUAGUCUGUACUCUCAUACAGUCAUAACUAUGAUCACUCUCAAUUUAUCAUUAUUAUAUUUAUUCAUAUUAUUUGUUUCUUUUCAGCACUUUUGGUUUUGUAAAAAUUGAGCAAAAAUUAUUUACAUUUUUACUUUUUAAUUUAAAUGAAAAAUAUCAUUAUAAAAAAGAAACAAAAAUGCGGUCCUGCGGUCGUUACUAAAGUUGGUAUAACUAGAGAAGCAAGCGGUCAACAACAUUCAUCCAUCGGGGGGGAUCUAACUCUGUGUUACGGUGGGUUUGACCCUAAAUUAAUUUUACGCCAGAAUAUCCCUUUAAGACGCUGUCCUACAUCAGAGACGUGACUCCACCCCAUCCAGUCCGUAACACAAAGGGAAAGACAGGUGAGGAGAUGGAGGACGGUUCAGAAGUUGGAGCGGCUGAAGUAGACGAAGUUAACGUGGGAGGGGGUGAGCAGCUUGUGGAGUAGUUAUCGUCUAUUUAUCGAUAUCGAGGUGAACUGAUCAAUAUAUAAUGAUAUUGAUUUGAGGCCAUAUCGCCCAGCCCUACUGAGGAUAACUGUAUGGACCAAAAUUCGACGUUAGGACUGAGACUAAAUGUGAGAGCGAAGGAUUUAAUCCGUGAAUCUUUACCAACAGGGGGCGCCAAAGUCUAGAGAAACGAAAAUCUUCACAUUUUUAGAUGCUAAAACCUUCUUGAACUGAUCCAGUAAAGGGCUUGAAGGGCUUGGUUCAUUCACAGAUGUAGACACAUACUGAGUUUAGGGUCUGUUUGUUAGUUUGUUUGUAGAGGAUAAGAUUCAUUUAUUAAACCACAGACAUCCUGGAACAGCGUCUGCAUGAGUCUUUACACUCUUAUUCGCUAAAAAAUCAACCUUACAGGACUGAAACUCAUUUUGUUCCACUCUCUCCUCUCUUCUCAUGAAGCAGCGUGAACAUUCACAGUCACUCGCACAGCAAUAAGAAAACUACUCUAAUGAGUGUCACAGAUCUGCUCGCUGUUACGUCUGACUCAUCUGUCGGGUUUUCUGCAUUCUCCACCGUCCAAACGGUCUCCUGGUGUCAUAAUGAAAACGUCAGCGCUGCAGAGAUGAGAUAGAGAGCAUAGAAGCUGACUGACAAAGAGACUCAUCCGUGUCUGGAGCUCGUACAUUUAGAACAAAAAAACCUCCCUUUUGACUUCGACUUUUGUGUUUCUGAUUCAAUUAUUAAUCAGCCGACUCUAUUUUUCAGAUAAUUCGAUUUUGAGUAGAUUGAGGGGAAGUAUCGUGCUGCAUUACCAGAAUCUUUUCUCUUGACUGUAAUUAGUCGAUAAUCAUCCAGUCAUUCAGAAACCUUUUUUUCUUUGAGUCUCAGGACUGAUACCCAAGUUUUCAUCUGUGCUUCUUACAUCCAAGUCGUCGAGUCAUUUCAAAUGAGAGCAGAAACAUUUACCCAGAGCUGCAGCCCGACAGUUUAUACAUGAUAACGGAAACGGUCAUCUGGUGCCGAUUAGAAAAUGUGACGAUGUUUAGUUAUCAAGUCGCUUAAAUGUUGGUUAUUUGAUGGUAUAAAAAUGAGUAUAACAUUAUGAUUGACAGCGCCGUCGACCAAUGAGGCUGCAGCAGAAUCAGAUACUAAAAAGAUUCGUUCAUCAAAUCACCGAAUCAUGCCGCGCUUGGCGGGAGAAGCCUGCGACUCCGACCUCCUGAGCUGGUACACGGCCGAACGGUUCAGGAUUCGGUUUCUGGGACCGAGAGACGAGAGUGUUUGUUUGUGUUUCUUUGGCAAACAGGUUUGUGAAAAUGAACUUGUUUAUAAGUCAUUUAUCAGGUAAACUGCUGCUCGGUAAAUUGGGCUCAGUGAGCGCCGUUCCCUCGCAAACCACUGCAAUGAUCGGAUGCUGCGGGUUUUAUGCACUACUUGUUUCAUGCUGUGUCCUGUUGUGUGCAAGUUUUUGUGGUGGCAAUUUAGCAGUAAAAAAAAGGUAGUUUUGUCCGACAAAAACCAUUCCAGAGAGUGAAGUUCAAUGCGUGAUUCGUUCAUCACAGGUGUCGCUGCGUGUGGUCCCUCAUUCGCCGGCUGCUCGACUAGCGAUGCUGUUUCUAACUUCAGCUCAACUCAAGUGAAAAAUGAACGAAUCACAGGAGGAAGUGAUUCGAUUCAAUACGUUCACUUAAAAGAUUUGUUUCUUUUGAACGAAUCGUUCGUGAACGACACAACAUUAGUUGUUUUGUUAUUAUUGUAGUCAGAUACAACUUCAUAAGUAAACUCCGGUACUUUCUCGAAGAACGUCCUUAUAUUAUAUGAGUAAAAUUUGUUACAUGCUGUGUCAUUAUACACUCUGAGCCACGAUUAAUAAGUCUGGUCAUGUUGGUUAUGGCGUCCCCCUGUGGACAAAGCAAUAACUUCUAAUGCUUUGUUAAUCUAGUCCUUCUGUUUUUAUUUUGAUGGGUUUUUUCGCUCUUUUACGUCACAAAAAUGCAUCAAUUUCAAUUUCAGUCUUUUUCAUUACAAACUUAAAAUUCCUCACAGGAGCUUUAAAUGUGUCCUUUUUUUGGCUCCUUCUGUUAAACUUUACAGAUUCUGGCCCCAAAAACCAUCAUCAAGGAUUUAAUUAUCGGACCAGAAGAUUUGAUGUUGUCUUUGUCGUAGCGCACUUCUCACUUUCAUAAAUAUUCUUCAAGCAUUGGAAUCAGAAUCAGAUUACUGAAAACAAAAUUUGCUUUGUAAACAGACCGGAAAUGUAGGUAUCGAACUAGAGCCUCAGCCGGAACGCUAAGAGGAGCAGUGCAUUCUGGGAAAUGUAGUAAAACCAUGAGAGCAGUUGGAGAUGCAGGUUUGAGUUCAUCUGUUUUGUGCACAAACAGAAACAGACGAUGAACAUCAUGAAUGAAAUAACAGAGAGCAGCUCUUUGCUUAGGAGUGUGUGUGUGAUCAUGUCUGUGCUAGAGUGUGUGUGUGUUAGUGUGUGUGUGUGUGUGUGUGUGUGUGUGUAAGUGUGUGUGUGUAUCACAUACCAAACACCUCUUUAUCUCCUGCCAAAACAAAUACCUACAAAGGUGAAGCUGCAGGGACGGCAGGAAGAUGUCGGUGUGUGUUUUCUGCAGAAGGAAGGAGACCUCUGUGUGUGUGUGUGUGUGUGUGUGUGUGUGUGUGUGUGUGUGUGUGUGUGUGUGUGUGUGUGUGUGUGUGUGUGUGUGUGUGUGUGUGUGUAAGUUCCUGGGGGUGGGGUGGGGGGGUCAGCUGGAGGUGUGGUCCGAUGCCAGGAAACACAUUCUUUGGCAGCGUGCAGGGCUGCUGUCAGACGGCUCAGGAACACGAUGUACGGCGCUCUGGAUGCAGAGGAAGCAAACCCUGAGAUUCACACACACACUAAUACAUAUAUACAUAUUUAUAUAUAUUUACACACACACACAGUGCUGAGGUGGCUGGCAGGAAAGGAGCUUUGUCAUAGUGCUGCGGUUACAACAUUAAGGAAGCUGUGGCGCCUUAUUUGGCGUCAGCUGUGACUGACGUCUCCCUGCAGCCAGUGGGAGCUGACUCUGCCCUCCAGGCAUUAACGCUGCAGUUACAUUACAUUUAAAGUCACUGGAGAUGUUACAGUCCCCUCAGCCAAUCAGAUGCCUUCCCUCCUCCUGGCCGCAGUCCUUGGCUGUCAAACUCGGAGGAUAAAUGUCUGCGAGUCCAAGGGCAACAGGAACAACGCUCCCACUGUGCCGCUCUGUUUCAGGGCCGCUGAGCUCCCUGCUGGCCUGGUUCUCCUCCGCCGGCUGUCAAUCACUCUGCAGGUUCGAGCCUCAGUGUGGGGAAGCAGUGGCCGGCGGCGGCAGGCAGAGAUGGGUGGCUUUACAUCCGGUCUGUCAGUAUCCUGCUGGGUGAUUUAUACCGGUUAUAUGUUGGAGAAAAUGAAACAUCAUGUCGUUUUAAAGUUCAGUUUUUUGCUUCUUGAAGCUCCUGUGUGGAACUUUCAAUCUGUGUUGACUUUGGCGCCCCCUGUGGACAAAAUGGUCAUCAAUAGAUCAUUCCUGAUCGCUUCAUGAUUGUGAAUAUGGUGUUUCUCACUACAACAUCUCCUCCUGUUGUCUUUCACAGCCAAACUUACCUCUCACUGUGAAUAUUUUCCUGCAGCAGAUUUUCUCCCCGCACAAAUUAAACUCAAGAAUUAGUUUUCUACGUUUUGCUCGACCUGCUCCUCUCUGAUACUUUGUUUUGCUGCAGCACAACAUGUUGAAAAUACUCCACACCUUGACUAACUUUUGCUGCAUCCUAACUUCUCGUGCCCCCAGACUUUGUUGCACGUUUCCUCGAGCUCGUAAUGACGCAGUGAAAGUGAGAUCUGUUCGUGUGGAGGGACAGAACAUGCUCUGCAGUGAAGGAGGACAAAAACGAGAGCAAAACUCCGAGACAUCCAGUCAUAAUCGUGAUUGAUCGGUCUGCAGCUCUUAUCUGAUCCGCUUUGUGAAUCCCAUAAUCAAGUAAUUUCUAAUCUUUAAUCUUUAAUUUAUGCAAAAUUAAAGUCCCGCUGAUCUAUUUUCAGUCUAAUAUGACAAUGCCAGUAAGUGUUUCACCCCCGAAAGUGAUAGAUUACACACUUUGGUGGAAAUGCAAACAAAAAGCCCGUAAAGUUUUUGCAAAAAUUACUCAGCAAGUCGGCACUUUUAGGAAGAAAAUGAGUGUAGUGUGAUGAUAGCAGAGUACGGUGGUGAGUCAGGGGUUUCUGAUUGAUUCAUGGAGGUGAAACUGAAGUGAAAGUGCCGGUUAGUGACACACUUUCAGCUUCAUGAGCAGCCUCUAGUGUUCAGAAGAGGUAAGUGCAGUUUGUAAUGUUAUUCAACGGCAGCUUUAAUGCUUUGAGAAAGUUGUGAGGAAGUUCAGGCGUAUCUAAAGCAGGAAAUUCAGUUUGUCCACAAGGGGGCGAUGAGUCUGCAGCUUCAUUAAGAGUUAAUGGAAUUGAAUCCAUGUAAUCCAAUGGGUCCUGUGUGUGACUGACAUAUGAAACAGCGUGAUAUUGAUCGUUCUGCACAAACACAGGCAAACAUUAAUUAAGGCCAUUACAAGCUCAUGAUCGCGGCUGCAGCGGUGUCAUUUCCCAUGAUGCACUCUUGGGAGGCUCAGCAGCUGUUAGUAAUGAAACAUGUGUGGAUGCUAAUUUGUGACACUUCCUGCAGCUCGAGCGGGGAACAGGAGUGUACGGCAGAUGUUACAACAGAGAGGAAAGAGAAGACAAUAAAAGAUGAGAGAGAGUUUUUGGUCGGGCCAGACUCACUGCUGAUCAGAUCUGAGUGGGUCCUCUGGUGCUCCUGAGUCUGACAGACUCUGAUCAGUGUCUGCGGGACUGGAACCCCAACCAGAAGACCAGAAAGCAGGAGACUUAAAGGUGGGGUAGUCAGGAUGUGAGGAAGUUCCAGUUUUUAGGAGAAAUCUUGAAUGUAAACUCUACCCCUCCCAACCAGUUUUCCCCUCAGCUCCUCCUCUCCCCUCCCUCUCUUAAGCCCCGCCCACAAACAGACGCUCCUGCUCGCUCGUAUCGUUCCAAUUAAAUUCAGAUAUAAUGCAGAUAAACACUUCAGAUCAUUACAAAUGGGGCCCAGUCAAGGUGAAAGUCAAAAGCAUUGGUGCUACUGUAGAUGCCAACAGACUACCAGCAAACACAAUGUUUGCAGGACUUCUACAACGAGGAUAAAGUGACAUAGUCCAGGACCCGAGGGAGGACAGUUUAGCGAUGGCGCUACAACACGCUACAGCAGGUCCGUUUGACAAGAAACACUUCUGUUAUAGACACUUGUCUUACUUUGUUAAAGCGGUUUACCUGUCCAGCAGAAAGGUUACAGGGUCACCAAGAUCCCCAAGCGUCCCCCAUCGUUUAUGUUGAGCCGGCUUUUUAGCUCUUGUCCGGUCUACCUCCGUUUUAAGCGCCCGUUAUUCCUCCAGAGUCUCCGGUAUUUACUUUGUUUUCUUGCUUGUGUCGGCAGUCGUGGCCAAAGGAGGAUUCAGACAAUUUUCCGAACUUUCUGGUUGGUUUCUACUGUCCGAUAUUGUAGCACGCUAACUUUGUUUGGGCUCAUGAACGACACGGGGGAGCAGCGUCUGCCUCACAACCAAUCAGGUUAGAGGAGGUGGAGAAUGGCUUUUUUAUAUAACACUAUUAUAAAACGUUUUUAUAAAUAUACCUCAAAAAAGAUGCUUCUUUAACAAAAUCCUGCCUACUUCACCUUUACCAUAGUUAGAGUUGAAGGUUGUUUUCUGUACUCUUCUAGUCCUCUAGAGAGAUUUGAGUCACACUUUUACUUCAAACUCCUCAAACUCGUCUUAUUAUGUGUUUCCUGAAAAGUUCUGCUGGAUUCUUGUCAUAAAGUUUUCUGGUCAAAAAUCAUCCUGAGAUCCCAACGCCGGCGCUCCAGAUGGCUGUGGAGGUCAUGAAAGGAGCAGCGAGCCAAAUCACACAUCAAUCUGGCCUGUUGCUGCUGUCAAUAUUUUGCUUUGGGAUGAAGGACUGGCAGGACAUUUUUUGGAUCUGACGUAGAUCUAUCUUGGCGAAAAAAAGCACAUUACAAAAAAAAAUAAAUCUAUUUAAAGUUGUUCUUUUCUUUUCUGGUCUGAAACGUAGAUGCUGUUAAAGCCACCCAAAAGUUAGCAGAGCAUUUAGAGCUCCCCCUACUGACCGGCUGCAGUAUAGGUCUGAAAGUUCGCCUCCUCCUCAUCAUGCUGAUUCAUGUCCAACACUAUGAUUGACAGCUGUGUUGACCAAUGAGGCUACUGCAGGGCUGUGUGCACCAGGUUAUCAAGAACAAAAGCAAAAGUAUGAAACACAAACACAAGAGUGAUUUAACUUUCUAUAACUGUGUUUUUAUUUAAACUUUUAUAAACAAUCAAUUUUGUUAAUUUUUAUACUGCCCCCUCUUGGUCAUAUGGUGACACUGGUAUAUAAGUUCCCUUAUAAAUGUUGAAUUCAGUCAGACUACUGCUGCUUAUUGCUCUGCAUGUCAUGUGUCAAUGUGUUUGUUAGCGUAGCUGCAAGCUAGCGGCUAGCAGUAUGACUAAGCAUAUUUUUGUUUUGCAUAUUGUGGUCCUAUUUGUGCCUUUGCGUUCAGAUCACUGCGCUUCAUUUAGACGUAUGUUUAUAAUUUUAACAUAUUUCUGGCCCAUAUAAAGCCUGUAACGAUCACAAACAGGAGUUAGCUUAACGUUAGCUGCUGCCAUAAACCAACGUCUUAAUAACGUCUUUUUAUUGAGAGAAUAACGACAAACUUCUUCGACAAUGCGGAGUAAAUCAGUUAAUCGUAGGUAUCACUUUAAGGCUAAUGGUGCGAUCGAGUUACCUCGGAAGUCAGAUGUCGGAGCUGUGAAUGACGUCACACCCGAGUUAGCAUCGUUUCAGUUACAAAGUCGGAGGCGGAAACAAUAUGGCUACAUCUACAAAAGUUAUUUUAGCGCUUGUCUUGUCCGAGUAUAAGUAACAUCUGGACAAUAAGCGGUCCUUCUGCGACAUGCAACCACGGUGGAUGAAGAGGAAACACAAGGAAACACAGGUGCAGAAAUUAGCCUAUUUUUUUCUUUUUAAUUUUUUCAUUUUUUACAAAAAGUAUCUAUUGCCGUUUGAUCGGUCAUCAGUUAUAAACUGGCGAGUGCUCUUCGCAACUCCAUACACGCGGUUUGUCAAUUAUAAGUUGAAAUAAACAAAACAAAACAAAGAAAAACACCGGCUGAAAUAAACAGGCUACGGUUAGCUGUUGUUAGCCACUGUUAGCACUGUUUGUAGUUUCCAUAUACACAUGAAAAAUGUAAAUUACACCAUGACAGCAUUUCCAUAUAUAUUCAUCUGAUAAUACUUUUGUAGCCCGAGCCUCAGGCUGACUUACUGCGACAAAAAAUAAUGAAAAGCGUUAAUAAAAAGGAUCAUAACAGGAGCUUCAACUUACAGUUUACAGCCGGCGCCGCCAUCUUUAAAUGUCAAUUCGAGGGCUGUGUUGAUCGUCCGACUUUCCGAGUGGGAAAUCCAACCUCGACGUUCGUUCCAGUUGAAAGUUCCGACUCGGAGCUCGUAAAUUCCUACCUCUGAGAACAACUGGAACGCACCAUACGUGUUUCAAAUAGCUAGUGUAGCUGUAAGCUAGCGGCUAACAGUAUGACUCAGCGUUUCUGUGAAUUUAUGGUCCCAUUUGGUUUCUGAAUGCCUGUCUUUGUUGAUUUGUGCGUUAUUAGAGUUUAGAAGGUGUAAACUCUUUAUUUAAUGCUCUAUUUAACACAAUAGUCGACUUUUUGAUUGAAUAAAAACAUCUCAAAUCACUGCAGCUCAGGCCUGAGGCAGGGGUGCGGACUGAUGAAAGUGACGACGUUCACUCGUUUAUGCGACUGAAUGUGAACAUCUGUGGUUUAAAGUCACACCGAAUAACUGUAAAAACUGUCGGUGGCAGUUGUCACAGGCAGAGAUGGAUCUGGUAUGACAGAGGCAUUGUGGGAGUAGAGAUCUGAAGAGAAGUGCAGAUAGAAAUUUCUGUUGAUCAGAUUGCAGCCAGCUCGCUCGUGUGUGUGUGUGUUUGAGUAAUUCAUGGCUUCAUUUCUCGCCUUGAGAGUGUCUAUGGAUGCUGAAUGGCAUUUAUGUAACGUCUCUCUCUCCCUUGCUGUGUGAGUUUUUUUAUUUUUCUCCUCUGGGACUGCGAGGCUGGCUGGCUGGCUGGCUGGCUGUUGCUCUCCAGGGGCAGGCGGUAGAGAGAUGCUGUCCAUCUCUCAGGGACUUAUGUAACCAUGUGCUCUCUCGCUCUCUCUCUCUCUCCUCCUCAGGAUUCGGUGGAAGUUAAUGUAUGCAGCAGAUGACUCUGAGCUCCAAAUUAGCACGGAGGACUGGGAUGACGCACUUCUGACAAAAAGGUCUGAAUUUAUCUGCUUGUUUUCUUGUGUCGUACUCUUAAUACCUCUUUGUGCGGCUCCCCUCCUGACCACAUUGUUUACCCCACUACGGCACGAGAAGAAUGCAUGUGUGGGCGAGCGGCGUGAUCCUACCUGUUAUAAAAGGUGCCGUGUGUGUGUGUGUGUGUGUGUGUGUGUGUUUUCUGGCCCUUACACACUGUGCCACUCCCUCUCGCUGUGAACUUUGCCUCCUUACAACACUGUGUGGCCUUUACAGCUCUGUCCCCUUGUGUGGUUGUUGUGCGUGUUUUCUGCCUGAUUGUGAUGAAUGAAGGCCGUGCCGGACGUGAAAUAAAAAAGGAGGGAGAUAAAAAGAAGGAGGACGAGUGAAAGGAGGAAACGAGGAGAAUGAGGCUCAUUGUGUCUGAUUGGAGAGUGUGUUUGCGGAGGUGUUUGUUUGAUCGGAGUCUGAAUCUUUUCAAAUGAACCAACAAGUGUCAAACCUUCAUUUUUAACCUUUUAAUACAGAUCAGAAAAACAGAUGAAGCUUCCACUAAAACGACAAGUUUCAUUUCCAUAUUUUAUAAUAUAUCCGUUCAUUCAUAUUGUGUAUUUGGAGCCCAGAUGUUAUUAACAAGAACCCUGUCACCCUUACUUCUGCGCUCAGUACAUCCCCUGUAGUGGCGCCUGUUCACCUGUUUCAGGUGGGUCUCAGUUUCUCUGUAAAAAGUAACUCCAAUACUUACUUUGGUGGUAGAAACCUGCAUUAUUUUACACGUGUUGUUCUGUUUGUAAAAAAGAAGUUAAUCAAACUCUGGUAUGAACCAAAUGAUUGAACUGAUGUCUCUGAUGAAAAGUUUUUUUAACGCACAAACAAAAAAUCUGUUUUCUUCAACUUUACCUUUUUAACGACCUGCUGUAACGAAGAGGUGAGGGCGCUCAGCAGUGAUAGAGACUCAGUGAGGAUGGGAAUUGUUAAGAAUUUAGCGAUUCUGAUUCCAUUAUCGAUACGAUUCCUUAUCAAAUGGACUUGUUUGCAUUAACUCUUUAAUAUUGUCACUUUCUGACAGUAGAUAUGUCAUAUAUUAACUAUUAAUUAGUCAUGUGACCUACCUUUUGACCACAAAUCUGCUCACAGCUCGGUGACAUUCGUUUAUCUUCACCUUUGUCAUUUUACUCUUCCCCGCCUCGAUGAACGGGGCCGCCAAAGGUGCGCGAGAGCUACCGGCUGCAGACUCUGGUAGUCAUCAUCAUCUAAAUGUCAUUUAAGGAAAUGGAGAGUAUUUGUAUCGUGAAAGGGGGUUAAUAUGGCGCUAACAUCUACACAACAGACAGGACCUGGAGGAGUUCAACGUUACCUUGAUGACGCCAAGACGUUGGUACCAGUCUCGCCUUCACUAAGUAGCGUAUCAAACACGUUACACUUCUGCAAAUUAAUAGCAUGCUGGGUGGACGAAUGUUUCCCCCUUCGACGAAGUUAAAGCUUUACAAGAGUGGCAGGUAGCCCCGGUAUCAUCUUUUUGCGUGAAAUACAACCAAACUCUGGAGUGUUUUUGCCGCGACACCAUGCUGGAAAGUUCUGAACCGAAACACACUCUUGCGUAGAGACGUAAGAGGAACCGAUAAGCAGAUAAGUCCACCACUGCAUGGGUUUAAUGUUAUAAAUGCUGCUGAAGAUGACAAACUGAUGCUCCUAGAAUACGAUGGAAACAUCUUUGGAAACUGUCAGGGGUUCGAGGAAGUACAAAAUUCGGCGAAGGAGGAAAAGUAUUCCUAGAUAGAGUUUCAGAUCUUGUCCUGGUGUUUUUCGUGAUGUGGAAGUUUUUAAAUAGGACCUGUAUGUUUUGGUUUUAACAAACAAUCAGUUUUAUUUCCUGUUAAACGUCUGUAUGAGUGUUUUUGUGUUGUCAAAUGUUGUAACCAUGAACCUUGUUGCAGUUAUUUCCCAGUUCAGUCUAAAAACCUUGAAUUUCAGUGGAUUUCUUCAGACUUACAUACAUCUGUCUUUAAAAACUUUGCGUAUUUGUUACUUUAAUUUAAAAAAAAAAUCAUCUGAUGACGUGUAAACAGUCGUCCGUGCGUGUGUGCUCAGCAGAGACGUGUUGUCUACUAACUGAGUUUGUCGUUGGACUGAUCCAGUGACAGCUGUUCGCCACUUCCUCAACAUGCAGAGAGAGAGAGAGUACCUGGCAGGGUGCGUUUGAUUUAUCAUUCCUGGUCGGCCUUGUUUGUUUAAUAGCUGCUCCAGAUCCUGUCUAUGUGCUGUUUGUCAAACAACAGGAGGAUUAGUGGAAUAACUGUAGAGGGGGAACGUCUGGGUCCUGGUGGUCUUAUUUGUGUCUGUAGUCUGAGCUCAUCAGGAUUUAGUGACACUAAGUUACUCUGAAACUGAUUUUCUUUGACUUGACCACAGAAGUUGCAGUCGGUGACUUAGACAGACGAUAGAUGAUGCAGAAGUAGGUGAAGGUUCAGAGGGGUGGUCACACAAACACACACCCACACACACACACACACACACACACACACACACACAGAGGGCCAGUGUUGACGCAUAAUGAUUAAUAUGCUCAGAGUGUGUGUGGGCGUGUGUGUGUGUACAAAUUGCCCCAUGGUGGUUUUUCCCGCCAUCGAAACUGAAGGUACUUCUCUGAAUUCUUAAAAUCUAACUCACUUCCUGUUUUGAACCAGCACCUGUCACACACACACACACACACACAUAGACACACACAAACACACACACAGUGCUAAACCACAGGCAUGGUUUUUCUGUCUUGUGUGUUUUUCUUCAUGAAGUGUUUCGUGGUUUGGGUGGGGGACGGGUUAGGGGGGCUUUCUACUCGGUUUUCUGCUGGUUGUGAGUCAGGGCUGGUAUGAUGACACUUUUAAUAGAGUUACAGGAUGAAUGACGGUGCAAACUCACACACGUGGCCAUGAACUGUGCGCUGGACUCGGUCAUAAACAGUCUGACGGGGAAGAGGACGGACUGGAAGAGCCUGGAGUUCGGCUUCUUUCCCCCGUUUUCGCUCUCUUGAGUGAACAGCAGAUGAAGUGGGCACCUUACGAGCUUUCUUAUGUAAGUUGUUGACGUGUUUGUUUGAUUUAUUACUUUAGUAGUUCUUCUGUUUCACCGUUAGCUUUAGUUAAAGUGAAAUCUGUAACCCAAAUUAGCUUUAUUUGCUCUCUCCUCAUUUGUGGAUGCUGCAUUUGGGAUUUGCGCCGCCUUUAUUUAACCCUCGGUUCCUCCUCUGUCCGUUUUGAGGACGUUUGUCGUCUUUAUUUUGAGCUGACGGUCACAUUUUUAAAGAUUGGGGCAUCAAAUUUGGUGAGCGUUCUUAAAAAACUCUGUGUCACCUCUAGUUCUCCGUCGCCACAUUUUAGCUCCACCCACCCUCCUUAGUCCACAAAUCAGCCAAUAGACUUCCAUUAAAAACAGGUUUUUUGACCAUGUGUUUACGUCACCAUAACAACAUAUUACAACCUUCUUUCUGCAGUCAGUCGAUCAGCAGGGCUCUAAAUUUGACAACAGACUGAGCCGCACAUCAUUUUAAUUCUUCAAGUCUUCAUUCAUGGACUGAGAGAGUUUGAAGAUUCAUCCACUAAACAUCAUCAGAAAUGAAGGAAACUUUACAUGACACUAGAUAUGGAUGUCUAAGAGUGGGACAUGUGUGGAAGGAGAAGGCUGUGUGUCACUUUAGAGUGAGUGGAUGGACAUGCAUGAGGAUGAACAGGUCCUUCAGAUCAUUAGAUGAGAAGAUAUCACAUCUCAAAUAUGCAGUUAUUUUUUAUAUGUGCACAGUCACAGUAAUCACGGUCAUAUUUUGGUUAGAGGAGGAUAAACACUUAUAAAUGAUUCCUGUCUUACAUAUAUCUUCUGAUUUUAUAUGACUAUAUGUAAAAUUAAUUUAAUAUGAAAAAAUUAAUUUGAUCGUAUUUGAUUUGGUAGAGAACGAGGCUCGAGAAAAGGAGGUGAAGUUGGCGUGUUUUUCCGCUCCAAUAGACUCGGCUGUUCAGAACAAACACUUUAUCAAUAAAUAUGUCACGGUGAACAAAAACCGACAUAAAAAGAGUAAUACAUCAAAUUUUUUGUUCAUUAUUUAUUUAAUGAUCAGGGCUAAAGUUGCUUAAGACAUUUGAGUAAAAAAAAAAGUAUAAAAAUGAUUAUUUUAUCAACACUUAUCUGCAUGUCCGUUUUGGGGACAAAGUCAGCUGGAUGGAGCUUCAAAUUAACAUGAACCGAGGGUUUAGAGUCAUUAACAAAAUCUGUAGAUAUGUUUUUGGUGCUGUAAAGUAGUAGAAAGGCUCUACAUGCUCCUCAGUUUGAAAAAAAUAUGAUAUCAUGUACAUGUAACAGUCAACGAUCCUUGAGUCUUCAACCUUAGACACCCUCAAUCAAACACACACCUCAGCACAUUUACCUGUGAUUUAAACCAGGAAUCAAAACAGGUUCAGUAUCUGUCUAAUUUUAAAGGAAGACACAGUUUAUAAAGUUAUAAAAAAUAAUUAAAGAUUUUUGUAUUUUAACUUGAGUUGAUCUAAAACAGUGCGCCUGACAACAUUAACUUCAUAGUCCCUGUUGCAAACUCCUCUUUCUUCUUGCUCUCUAACUUACACACACACACACACACACACACACACACACACACAUCUUGCUCUCUUCAUUCCUUUGCCUCGCUCUCCUUCAAACACCGUGUCGUUGACUCAGCACUUUCCCUCCUGUGUUUCUCGACCGUUCCUGGAAUCCGACCAGGUUUUGUGAACGGCUGUAAGGGGAGGGCGUGGCACUGCUGUACCUUUGCCCUGCACUGCAACACGUUUAUAAGUGCCAAUGUGCACACACACUUACACACACACACACACACACACACACACACACACAAAUCUCACAGCGUCAUUCAGCAGGUAGGGACCUCUGCAUUGCUGUUCUGCUCCACUUUGUUGUAGCUGUACUUUGUGUGUUUACAUGCUCUCAUUUAACCUACUUUCACUCUUUAACAAAUGAAUGCGCAUCUACGUCAUGACCCCGAAACUGACGUAGAAAGACACGCACAUGCAGGUGUGUGUGUGCGGGUAUUGUCCUCUGGUUUAGCCUACUUUCUAGGACACUUAAUCAGGAAACCAGUAAAUUGAGAACCAUUGUCGAAUGAAGAAAAAAACACCUUUCAUAGAUGAAUCCGCUUUAAUAUCAUGUACCCAGAAAUGAUGCAAGGAAACACGUGUGUAUGAUGGAUCCUGAUUUAAUAUGGGACAUUAAGUAUUGGGGACAAAAGCUGCAUUAAGGUUUGUGUAAAAGCCAAGUCAACAAAUGUAUGUCUAUGUAACGUCCCCCCAAAAUAAUGUUAUUAGGGUUUUUGUGUGUUUGUGUUCUGGUUUAUCUCACUUUCAGGGACGCCACAUCAAAUGUGCAGCUAAUUUCGUGGGGACUGUGGCCCAGUUUGUGGCAAAGCUGUUAGAAGAGGGUCAGUCUCCAAGAAACAAAAGUGCUGCGAUGUAAUGUCCUUAAAUGUUUUGUAGGAAGAUGCGUGUGCAGAUGUUUGUGUGUGCGCUUGCAUUCUGAUAUAGCCUUCAUUUAGGGACGCUGCGACUCGAAACAGGCCAGUUACUUACUAGCGGUAAAGCUAUUUGAAGGGCAGGAUAAGUGUUUUGAAACUAAUUUACAUAUUCAUUCUGUCUCCAAAAUUGGAAAAUAAAAACAAAAACUGUGUGUGCAUGUGUAUGGGUAAGUGUUCUAAUUUAGCCUACUUAUAGGGACACUUGAGGGGAAAAAAGGGCAGUUAAUUGGGGACCGCAACUUAGGACAGGAUAUUUGGCGGGGUAACUUUCUAGCAAAGUAAUGUAAGUAAUGUUCCCUGGAUAUGAUGUAAGAGUGCAUGUGUGUUUUUGUGUGAGUAUGUGUGUGUGUUUUUGUGUGAGUAUGUGUGUAAACAGGGGGCCCCAUUCUGUCAGAAGGUGAAUCUCUGCAGGGGGUUAAAAAGAGUUCAGCCUCAUUAGCGAGAAACCUGCUCAUCGCUCAGGUCACACGUGUGCACUCUCCCUCUCUGUUUUACACACACACACUCAUAAAGGUUGGACCAAGGUGUGUGUGUGUGUGUGUGUGUGUGUGUGUGUGUGUGUGUGUGUGUGUGUGUGUGAGAGUUUGCCACCAUGGAUCACGCUCUCUAAUUGGAGGCACUGCUCCUGUUCUGCCCUCACCUUCUCAGAGCAGCUGUAUUUAUGUUUACUGCUGUGACCCAGAUACUUCCGCUGCACAUCAGAGAUUGAUCACUGUGGUCCCUUUAAAGGGGUAGUUCGCCCAAAACUGCAAUGACACAUAUCCUACCUUGCUGUUGAAUCUACCUACAAAUGGCUGACAGUGAAUGAGCAGGUUAGCCGAUAAAUGGUCAUGUUGUUGGUUAAUUUUUUUAGUAUUUGAUACAGAACAACAAUUUAACAACACUGACAAGUUAGAAACAGGAUUGCUGAACUUGAAAAAGCAUUUUUUAAUAAAUGGAGACUGUAAAACAAAAAUACUCAGCUCAAUGAGGGACUUUUAGAUCUCAGAAAUAAUAUUAAACUGCUUUCUUAACACUUAGAACUCCGCUGGAUUGCCAGCGAUCCCACGUGAUGCCAUUAAUAUUGUUUACAGUUUCUCGGGGACUAUACCGUGUAUGUCUAUGGGAUGAAAAGUGUUCAAAAGCUUACCCUUUUGGCGAUCUAUCGAGGGUUUCCAGACAGACAAAGAUUUACAAUCCAGCCACAAAAACAGGUGUUUGAUCAGAGACGUUUGAUAGUAAAUCCGCAGUGAUACACCAGUGAAAACAGGAUUAUUUAUGCCGCUAAUGUCUUCCAGGUUUGACGAGCUGUUUUAGAGCAAAGUACUGUAGGUAUUUUGUUUUUUGGUUGACUUUGAUGAUUUUGAAUCUACUGUCACAUUUAUUUUACAUAAUUUUUGCUCCAUAAACUGAGAGCUGAGGUUGUCCUGAAAAAAAAAAGAUGUGUUUAUAUUUGCUGUGCUUGAAAGGAUCAAGUUGAAACAUAGAUUGCAGACCAAAAAUAGCAAACUAUAGCUGGGAGUUUUAAGGGUUAAACUUCAUGACACUUUUUACAUCCAAUAUAAGCCGGUAGCUGUUUUAGAGUUGUGACGUUGGCCUUUACUGAUCUGAUUCUGCUUUUUUCCAAAUCAGUCAGCCGAUUUAUUGGUCUGUCUCUAACCAUUUGUAUUAAAGACUUUUUAAGUUUUCCUCUCUCACUGUCAUGCCUGCGAAGGCUACAAAGACUCUUCAGUGGCUGUCGGUGUAAACAAGUAUACCGUCCUUGACCUCUGACCUGUCAGAGCUGGGGGGAAUAAGGGUUCAAAGUCAAGAGAGAAAAUUCUCCUUAUUGUUGUGACACUCAGCAGUUGAGUGUGACGUUGAUAAAGUCUGAGACCCCGCAGGGAGGCCAUGUGAACGGCGUUUGCUUUCCCACAAUGCUGUGUGUGUACAGAGAGAGGGUGGCAGCGAUGGGUGUGUGUUCGGGGGGGAGGUGGGGGGGUUAUUGCAGCCACUCGAACAGAACUGCUCUUUGCCGCUGGCAUCGCCAUGGAGACCAGGCCCUUUUUAUAGAGUCCCUCUGCUGCUCUCAUUCUUCGGCUGUUUACCAUUCAGUUCAUAUGUUGGAGGCUGACAGAGCAAUUUACAGCCAGAGGAAAUGUGACUUUUUUUUCUUCUUAUUUGACUACAGAGUGAAAACAGUUUGUGUGUGAUCCUGCAGAGCAGAGGCGAGACAUGAACACUGCCAGGUUUGUCAGUUCAAUUCCAAAGAAACAGCCACGAGAAGUUUAUCUUUUCCAGGCCCAGCAGCUGUAAACUCAUUUAAUCAGAUUAAGAUAAUCAGAUUAGAUCGAAUCUCCACAGCAGGUUGUUGAAGUAGAAAAAGAAAGAUAAGAAAACUUGUGUGGUUGGAAACUUGUGAAGGAUUUGGAUGACUUAAAGAUGAAAACAAAGAGUGAGUUCAUGAGAGACAGAAGACAGGAGUGCCACAAAGUGUUGUUCACAACAAAAUACUGUUGUGUUUACAAUCAUCUGUUUAAAAAAGAACAAUAUGAUGUUUUUAUCACAGUAAAAUCCACUCGCUUCGUGAGACAGGGGGCUAUAAAACUGUCAGUUUCUGGAUCCAGUCCAUCAAAAACAAAGAUCAUCUGUAGCGGUUUAUGUAUAAAGGUCCUUACACACCGGGAACGAUGCAAAUAUACGAAGCAAAAUUACGAAUUUUGACGUGCCUGAGUAUACACAUCAAGCCCGAUGCGAUUUUGCUACUGUUCGGGGGGAAAAAAGACACGUCCCGGGUGGAAGCGAGAAGACUGACCCAACAGCAGACUGAGUGUUUUUCAGUUCACAUGAAACUAUAAUCCAUAAACGUAAGGUAACAACCGAGACCUAAUGGUGCUGUGACAGCAUUGCUGUGAUUGAGUUUGAGUUUACGGUGAAAAUACAUAUGGUAUCUUGUAUCUGAACAGGUUAGCUUACGAGCUAAAGUUACUUAGCACAGAUGAAAGUGAAAACAAAGACGUUUAUCAAACUGUUAAAGCUCACAAACCAUCGUCAUAUGAGAAAUCUGACACUAUGACUCUCCACAAGUCGUCCUUCAGGUCGUUAUCUUUGUAAUGUUUGUGUCUUUUAUCAAAAAUCACUCUGUUCUCCGACACGUAAACAAUCAGCCGGUCGGCCAUGUUGGAUAUACCGGUGAAUCAGAUGUCGCAACAACACAAAAUCUGAUUGGUCAGAGGUGGACACACAGUAUGCAAAACUUUAGAAAAUUUAACCAUGAUACCAAAAACUAAAUGCCGCAAUAUCGCAGGACGGGAAAACGUCGCUGAUGUGAACGCUUGUAUUGACAGGAUACGGGUUCUAAAAAAAUUAUUGAAGUCCGAAAUAAUCGCACGAAAAAACGCUCCCGGUUUGAAAGGACCUUAAGAGUGUCAUCCAAGCUUGUAAGAUUAUGUGCGUGUAUUAUAAUGCAGAUCAAGAUGAUCAGGGUGUGUUUUUUGAAACUUUGCCUCCCUUCACAGUUGUUCCUACCCCAAUCCUGCUUUAGAAAUCAAGUCAGGUUUUCAUAUGCGGCUCUAAACGUGUUUAAUCCUGCUGUAAAGUUGGAGAUUUUAACAUGAGGCUCUAUGGCCAUGAAUUCACUUUUGAGCCAGCCCCAAGUGGCCAAGUGAGGAACUGCAGUUUCUUAAAACUCCUCAUCUUUCAGCCUUGGAGGUCGCUGCGUGGUUCAUCCUGGAGUCACAGACAUGAUAAUAUAGAAACAGAAAGAGGGAAAGCUUUGCCAAACGCACACACACACACACACACACACACACACACUGGGGAUGACGCACACACACAUGCACAGUCACACCCACUGUGUGCGUACACAUGUAAAAGAUCCAGAGUCUGCUCGCACGUGGGUGUGUGCUUCCUCCUCUGCUCACAUUUUUUGACUUGUUACAGAGACACACCCACCUGGUUUUGUAGGACAGGACACACAGAAGAGGAGGGAGAGACGAGUGUUACUCUGUCACUGUCAGGACACACGAGAAGCAGGAACUCACGGCUCAGCUGAUGGAUGAUUUAAGAUUUAAGCUGAAAGUCAGAUCAGAGGAGCAGGAAACACUGUUUGAUGGUGCUGUGAUUGUUCACAGACUCUGAGGGAGAAAGGAGGAUUUUCUUGUAAAUGUUAGUCAUGGAGGAAAACUUGGAAGAGCAGAAGGAGAAAAGGAGAACACGCUGAUCUACACACACGACACAGGAGACGGUGAGUAAUAGAACAAAUCUCUGAUGGUAUAUAUUUAUAUAGAGGUGGCUUUUGGCUUAUGAACAGGACUGUAUAUGUAAGUGGGUGUGUGAAAGUGGGUGUGUGUAUCACGACUGCGCCAUGCAGCACCCGCCUGGGUUUGUUUACCUGCCUGUGUGCUUUCCCACAUGAACUCACGUCAGAGGAAGGUAACCCGAUCCGCUGGGCUCGGCGUGAUCCGCCCCUCCUGCCAGGUGGACAAUUACCGAGCUACGGCUCUAUAAUGCUGCGCUGCCACCGGACAAACAGCAGCGAGACAGGCAGAGAGGAGGCGUCAGACAGGCGGAGGUGGUGUGUACGAGUGAGAGUGUGGAGGUUGAGUGGAAAGGUGAAAGUCUCUGAGAUUUGAUGAGGUGCCAAAUACAGAUAGAGCCGAACAUCAUGUGGUGUUUUCACACUCCAAGAUAAAGGUGGAGGACAGGAGGCGGGGAGGUUGUUUAAAUAGACCCUGACAGUCUGACACAAAGCGUUUUCAGACUUCUAUGUGGUCCCUGCCCAAAAAUAUAACUUAAAAAGAAGUGCACCUGCCUAAAAAACUGCAGUACCUAAAGUGUCCACUCGAGGCUGGCUACAAAAGUGAGUCAUUCCUCAUUAGGCCCCAUUUUAAAAAUGUCUGACUGCACAGAAGGAACGAUUAUGUCUGUAAAAUGUGCAUACCUGCUUUCUGUAAUCACAACAGCAGAACAGGGUGGAGUUUUUACGUAACUCAGCUGUUUACGUUACACAAAGACUCAAAUUUAUACCUAAUUAGAGGUGUGGUAGAACAGUUGGUUCCUCCUGGUCUGAGCCUUAGCCUGGUUUUGGUCAUGUUGGGGAUACGACGUUAGCAUGCACACAGAGAAACCUGGUUAUUCAUAUCCCUGCAUGCAUGAAACAUACUUGUAUCCUGCUUUCUGAUUAAUGCAUCUUAUUUAUGUUAAUGUGGUUUUGAAAUGUGAAAAACGUUUAGCAGAUAUUGUUUAUUCACUCUGUAACUCCAUCACAAGUUCAGUGUUUGUUGCUUACAUGUUCCUGUUGCUGAUACGUCACUCGGCUGAGGUUACGUCUGUCAGUAAUCGGGGUAAGGCGAACAUGAAUUCAAUUUACUUUCUGAGUAAAAUCAGGUUUCUCAAAACCGGGAUAAUUUUUUAAUGUGAUGUGUUCAUGCACGAACACGAAAACAGGAUACUUGAAAAACCUGAUCAAAACCAGGAUACUUAGAACAGUCAUUGUGGACUCAUUUUAUCCCACAAUGCAUUGCGACAGGUGGUGUUUAACUAAGCAACAUGCAUUGUAGGGUGAAGUAAAAUGAUCAUUUGUUAGAAAUUCAGCAUUUUCAUAUUUAAAGGGAUAUUCCGGCGUAAAAUUAAUUUAGGGUCAAACACACGGCAACACCGAGUUAGACACAAACAUCAAAGAGACAAAACACAACUCACCUACUCUCUUCCAGCAGCCACUUGUUUAUAGCGAGACCUCGGGCCAGUCCAUUACAGACUGCAGUGGGGUGCCGCAGCUCAAGGAAGAACAUUUAUGAUCAUUUCUUCAUGGAAAUACAAUCAGACCGAGACGCUAAGUCAGAAGAACUACCGUGUCUGCAAAAUGAUUAAUAUGAUGAUUAUUACUUCAAGGAAAUGAUAAAGAAAUGAUCAUAAAUGUUCUUCCUUGAGCUGCGUCACCCCACUGCAGUCGAUGAACUUGCCCGGAGGUCUUGCUACAAACAAGCGGCUGCUGGAAGAGAGUAGGUGAGUAGUGUUACCGUGUGUUUGACCCUAAAGUAAUUUUACGCCAGAAUAUCCCUUUAAUUAUCAUGUGUUAAAAAAAAACGCUCACUGUGAUGUCAUUUCUCUCUGAAACUCUCAUCAUUAAAUCUGGUCCUUGCCACGAGUUCGGCCGCGUGUAUUAAACGUGCGACAGCAGUGACAUCAUCAUCACCGUGGGGUGUGUGUCGUCCGACAGGGUUUCUUUAAUUGUGUCAAUGAGCUCACUGCAUAGUUGACUCCCUGUGUAGGAAGCCGUGAAUGAGUGUGACGUUAACACUGAGAUUUGGUCUUUGGCAUUUGGUCGUGAUAUUUCCAUCGGUUGUACUUGUUUAGUUUUGGUUGUUUCUCUUCAGGUAGGAACUGUUGCUGAUAAAGACGACAUUCGGACCCUCGUGAGUAUAACCUCAUCAGCAGUAUAAAAAUACUAACGUAACUAUAAAUACCUCCAAGUCCUCCGGUCUCAGUCCAGGACUCGGGUCAGACUAGAGUCUUGUUCUCAGAAACUGGUCCUCUUGUCUGUUAGUUCGUUGGCAGGGGUAUGCACUCCUAUAUUUUUCUUAUUUGGCAUUAAAUCCGUCAGACAGGAUACGUUAGACUUCAGAGUGGACGUUUUAUCUCUCUGAGUUGAUUGGAUCUUGGACCAGAACGCCGUCAUUGUCCUUCGUUUAUCAAACAAUCAAAAAAUGGGAAUUUCCACCGACCGCUGAUUCAGCUCAUCUCUGAAUCUCUAAUCCUUGAUGCGUUCGAGUGAUCGCCCAACCCUCAUUCCUUUCCCCUACCUGCUCAGCCUGAAACAUGUUUUAUCCAACCUUAUCCGCAUUUGACACCUGACCAUUAUUAGGCGUCAGUACAUCGCCCUCAGACCGGAGCCAGAGCCGUGACGCGAGCCAAACUUACAUCAUUUCCUGCCGGGCUGGGAGUUCAGGCUGUGACCACGCCAAGAGAUUUGUUUGGGUUGGAUGAAGUGUCGGAGAACCCGUGUCACAGCGGGGUGUGUUUAUAUGCUGUGGUGGGCGUAAACGCGCUGCGAGAGCCUGUGACUCUGAAGUGCAAACGCCGCAGAGGAGCUGUGAUCUCACUCUGCUGUUUGAUGAUUCUCUGUGUGGUCUUAGCAGCCGUUCGGAUCAAAACCCUUUCUGAUGAGGUUUUUAAAUGUAAGUCAGCCAUGGUGGCUUGAAAACAUCCUGUUCAAACAACAUCAGUGAGUCUAAUUCUCAAGCUUGUUCAUAAAUCUUGUGUGAGGAGACUUCCUGAGACGUGGAGAGUCCUGACAAGUGCGUGUUUUUUUUACACCCCGGACAUCCUCUUCGGUAAAAUGAAAUUCAAAGGUAAAUACAGCGGUACGAGCAAAGUGAUUUACAGCCUAACAUUUUAUUUUCUAAUUUAUCCACCUAUUAAUGAAUAUGUGGGCGCUACCAAGAAGUGAAAUCAUGAUCGUAAAAGACAGAGGAGCAAAUCACUCUUGUUUACAAUAUGUUGUUGUUGUUUACACGAUCGGCUUUAAAAAUACAGUAAUAUGGUGUAUAAAGUAACAGUAAAAUCCACUGUCUUUGUGAGACCGGCAGCUUUCAGGUGAGGAACUUUAUUGUUUCUGCGGCACCCCUACAUAAUUAAAUAGGUUAAAUUAGAUAGAUCGAUAUUUUUUAUUGUGAAGCAAAUUCUGUCUUUUUUGAAAAUUAAAAAUAUUGUUAUUAAAAAUACAUAAAAAUGGCAAAUAACUGGUGUUCUGUAUUAAAUAUGAAUUAAUAAAAAAAACUAUAAAAUGAACUAUAGUAUUGCUUAGUCCACAAACAUUGUAUAUUUAUGAAAUCUAAUUGAAAAUAUGUUUUAAUUUUGGGUUUAUAUUGUCAUUUUUGUUCUUAGCUGUCUACCCUUAUUGAACACUGUCAUCUUUGGUUUGAUCUUUUGACCAAUCAGAGGCUGUAUCUGUGAUCCAAUCAGAAGCCAGGCUGCUAAGGCCAACUUUAAUCCACUUAUUUAUAAGGAAGUUAAAUAGAAUUGGAUCAAUGAGCAGAAUUGAUAAUGAAAUCUAUCCAUAAAAGGUCUUUAAUCCCUGAUCUAUUAAAUCUAUUUCUAUCUGCCUAUCAAGUGAGCUAACCCUCUGAGGCCCUGUAAGGUUAGCAUCACUGCUGCGCUGAACCCAAACUUUAACUCGAUGUUAUCUUUAACGAUAUUUUCAAACUUCAUGUCAACAAAGUCGUGGGCCUGAUGGACGAUUAAGCUUCAUAACACACCCUGCUUACUCACUCAGCAACACUCGGUAGAUGAGGAAAAAACCCGGUUCUGGAGAACUGCUGUCCCACUUUUAAUGAAGGGUCUUCAAGCUUCAAACCCGGUAACAUGAAUAACAAAUGAUUGGACUCCAGUGACCUUUUACACCGGACAGCACCGCACCGCUGCUGUCACUUUUGGCAUCUCGUUUGACUUAUUAUUAUUUUCAUGAUUUUAACGACCCCUUUUACAUCCUGGUCUGGACUCGGUCCACAGAGCAGGCAUGUUGACACCAUAUGAGCUGGUCUAAUGAUCCAAAAGACUGGGCUCUUCAGGUCUAAAGAGGGUUGAGGUUUGGCUGUACAGGUCUCUCGGAUUGAAAGGAUGUGAAUCAUUCGUUUCUUUCCAGUCACUCUAUAAAAAGCAGUUUUAUUGAGUAAUAUUCGUCUUUAUUUUCAUUCAUUUUAACAUGAAUGUGUCUCUGAAAACAACAUCUGCGUAUCUUUGUCCUCUCUUGUUUGGGUUUGUGUUGAUGCGUUGCCACCUGAGUCUUGUGCCUCUGUUUUGUUAGUCAAAGCACUUUGUGAACUCUGAAAGUUAAAGUUGCUAAAUAAAUGAACUACUAUCACAGAUUCAUUGUUAACAGGCCGGUCCAGCGAGGGUGAGGCUGGGUGUCCACCUAACCCUAACCCUGAAUUCAGCUGCGAUUAUCGAUUAUUCCUGCGUUGUUUUGCACAUUGACCAACAGGACAAACAAGAUUUACUGUAAACUGUGGUAUGCAGGAUAACUUUACGCUCUAUCACAAUCAAAGAAGAUUAAAAAAAAAAAACAAUACUUUCUUGUUCUCAGUCUUUGAAUGACAGGAAACAAACACCUUCUUCUUCUUCUUCUAAUAGGAAUGAGCAGCGUACACUGAAAUCCUGAUUGUGAUUAAUGUCGUUAAGGCGGUGCCAACUAACCGGGCUGUUUUCUGUUUCCUCCACCCAUUCAGAACAAAGAGGAGACCGAAGCAGAGCGGCUGUGGAUUUAGCUGUGCUGGCAGGUCUGGAGUGAAAACCAGUAAGUGACACGAUUGAACAUUUUCAUAUUUUAACAUGUUGAAGGCGCGUUGGCACGUGUUUCAUACAACCCCAGUCUCCUUUAAAUUUGGUUAUUGUGUGAAACGACCACAAAACGGUUUAUUUUUUCACUUCAUUUAUCGUCUAUAUUUGGUUAAAAAUGGUACAGAGACACUUCAUGAUCUUUGCUCAACGUUUUCCUUGUUGUCGUGAUGCUUUAAAUGUUUUCAAUGGGGGACAAGUCAGGACUACAUCAGGCCGGUUUCUCAGCAGGACUCUUCUACUUCAGAGCCAUGCUGUUGUAAUCCCUGUUGUCAUUGUCUUGCUGAAAUAAAAAGGUUGUCUGGAUGGCAGCAGAUGUUGCUCCUAAACCUACAGAGUUAGUUUGUCUUCAUCAGGGUCUGGAUCAGAGUUUCAGGUAUUUCUGGGUCAUGUUUACGUUUUCCUCUUUACAUUAUGCACUUCGAACCUGGAUGCAGCUACAAACUGUGAUCACAGAUGAUGUUUUUUUUUGGAAGUGAUUUUGAACCCAUGCAGUGAUUUCCACUCCAGAGUCAUGACUGUUUAUAAUAUCAGAUUCCUUCAGAUCUUCUGGAUCUUUUUCAUUAUAUUAUUUACUGUAGAAAUGUUAUAAUGUUACAUGUCGGGUAGGGCUGGGCGAUAAAAUGAUAACGUUUUUUAUCGAAAAUUAAUUUCCCUCAAUAUUAAUAUAAAAUAUGGUCGAUAUCCUUUUCGAUAGUCGGCACUCUGCCAUGUUUUGGUAGACUUUGGUAGCCGAUGAAAAGGGGAGUUGCUCCGGGUUGAACUAGAACCAAGUAAACAACUGUGUCGUAGCAGACAGCAGCUACACCCAACCAUAGCUCUUUAACAGGUGAAGCCGACAGCACUGUUGGUGAGAAAAAAAGAAAAUGAGUGCUACCCCUGACAGAAAUGACGAUGAUGAAGACUCAACAGAUGACGACAUCGUUGACAAAACUGGCAUGAGAACGUCGGUGGUGUGGAGGUAUUUUGUUUUUUUAAGGUCGGUCAUGAAGCAGAGUAAUGUGGACUGUAAAUUAUGUCGAGUACAUGUUCUCUUAAAGUCGGGGAAUACCUCAAAUCUUUUUCACCACCUGAAGCAGCGCCACGCCGCAGAGCACGCACAUCUAAAAGGUUAUAAAAUUUUAUGUUCUGAUAUAUAUUGAUAUCGACUGAUAUGAAAAAAACUAUCAUGAUAAACUUUUUCCCAUAUCGCCCAGCCCUAAUGUCGGGCCUGUUUUUCAUACCUUGAUUUGAAUCAUCAUGAUCAUUCAUAACUCUGUGUAGUUCCCACAGCUCAGCCCCUCCUCCACAGUUUACAGUGAAUUAGAGAGCCAUGUCCCUGCUGUCUGAACUUAUGUGUGUCAGUGACGUCCCUCAGCGACCAUAACUCCGUCAGCAGCGUCCAUUGUUGUCUCCAGCAGAGUCAGGGGGUCAAUAACACGGCUCAGAAAAACCCGCAGUUCCUGUUUCCAUGCAAUGAGAGAAAGCCUUUUGUUUGGUAACACACCCUCGUGUCUCGAUUUAGACUCGGCUGUGACGUUUGCUUCGGGUGCAGGCUGACAGUUCCUCCAAUACAAGACAAGUCGAGGAAAGUUGAUAUCGACUGACAGCCCAGAGUGACAUCAGUGUGUCAGGCCUCGGUGGGCGUGUAGCUUCGUGUAGGUUGAAUGACUCAGCGGGACAGAUACACUGUAUGUUUUCUGCUGGUACAACACCUACGAUGGCUUCUUAAAAGAGCUUCAGUUCCCGUUUUUGGAUUCUUCUGGGGUUUUUUCGGAGGGCUACAAACUUAAAGUCGGUACUCUGAGAUCACGAGGAUUAAUCGGCUAAAGCUGCUAUUCCACUGAAGGCCUCCUGGACGUUAAACCCUCGGGAUUACUUUUCAAGAGUUUAGAGUAUGUGCGUACAAAAGUGACGAAUUUCCAAGUCCAAACAAGCCGACUACUCCGAAGGUAAGAAAAAAGUCUCAAAGUAAACCAUGCAAAAUGAGUCCAGAGUCAAAGCAAGGCAUGCUGGGAGAUGUCACGCCAUCUGUGCUGUGUUAUAUCCAGGCAAUAGAGCAUUAAAGCAUUGUGGCAUUGACCGGCAUUUCAGUCCUAAAGUAAUAAAAAUAUGAAUCGUUUCUCUAACCAUCAGGCGUCGGCUUGUAAAGGUGAUAAAGUUUGUUAAUUCGGUCCCCUGAAUGUGCGCAUCUUUAGUCUAAAGGGUUCUGUGUGCGUCUGCGAUAUCAUGGAGGUCAAGAUGAGACAAACAGGUCCUUUUUAUAGAGUCAUCUCAGUGAUUCACGUACUCAACCAGCCAGAUCUGUGCAGACCUCUUCGUCUCCGCCCUUUCUUCUGUCGGCUUGCGUUUACUUCCCACUUUUAGCGGUGGGGCGAGCAGAAGUGUUUUGUUUUUUUUGCGCCCUUCUCCACUGCUAUGCUUCUUUUAGCCGCUCGGUGAUUGGAUGGAAAGGUGGAGCAGGAGAUUGACCAAUAGUAGCUGUCCGGGACGGAUGGCUCCCAUUGUUUUUGCAGCCCUGCACCUGAUAGGCUGAACAGAUUUUUUCCGAAUUCUUGUUUCUCUUCACUUCGUGGAGAUCGCACUAUAGGACAAUGAUCGCCAUAGAAACGAGGUUCAUAAUAAUUACCGAUCUCUCCAAUCGUAAACCAUGACUUUAAAUGGUCACUCGUGGUCUCCUCUGAAAUGCCUUCAUUUUUGGAGACUGGAGGUUUCCUCUCGGUCGCAACGCACCGGUGCUAACAGCGACCGAAUAUUGACUGUUAAUAUCCUGCAGCUGCUAGUGAGCUAGCUGUAGCAUCACUCUGAGCGAUGAUUCAGCAUUUUAAAAAGCAGUUAGCUGUAUGUCUGUGUGUUAGCUGUAUUUUUAUAUUAAUUGGUUUAAUGAUACACUUGUGAGCUACUCACAGUACAGUGGGUGUUGAUAUUCGACUCACAGCCACAUGCUUUUACAAAUCUGCCUCCUGCCUGUUGGAGAUGCUGGAGUAGAUUAGCUGUGCUGCUGCUUUUAGAUCCCACAAACAUAAGGCAGCUUUGCAGUGGAUCAUGGUUUUCCUGAGGCCUGCAAAAAAAACCAACCACUUCCAUGUGAAGGAGGAGCCUCUUUGGGGACAAACUCCUCACUCUUAUUUUACCCCGUGGCAUCAUUUCUCCUUGUGUUUGAUCAGAGCGCUGAUGAUUUCAACUCCUGAAGAAGCAGCAGCUCUUCAUACUGUAGUUAAUAAGUAAAGAGUUUGACGUCAUCGCUGAAUAAUUGAUGGUACUGAUGGAUUUAUUGCCCAGCUUUGUUCACAGGGAAGUCUCGAAAAUCUGGAUCAGUGCUCCACCUGCAACAAAACGUGGCAGCUGAUUCGUACUCAAAGUGAAAUGUUUGUUGGAUUUAAUGUUCCUAAUCUUUACAAACAGAUUUGACAUGAAAGUGAGCGUGAGAUUGUAAUCUGGGUUUAUCCUCUAAGUCCAGUACCAGCAGGCUUUGUUGUAUGGAGAGCAAAAACAUGCAGAACAUCAUCGACUGUGUUGAAAUCCUCCUGGCUCCCAUCAGCAGUUUUAAUCAUGUCUGUAAAUAAACGGUUUUAUAAAGUUGCAGCUAAACAUCAAACAUUUACACUUUGUAUGACUCAGACUCCCUCAGCCAAUCAGCAUUUGGCCUGAUCAACUUCCUGGAACGCAUCAGAAACGGUUGAUCCGACCUCUGUUCAUUAAAGGAACGAUUUUAACGUUGUUUCAUCUCCUCCUGAAGGCAGACCUUGUUUUUAGGACGCCUUUAUUUCAGGGAGUGCAGAACUCGACUGUUAGAGCAUCCCAACAAAUCUCAAGUCCAAUCCCAAAACUUUCCAAAACAGAACCAAACCUUCAAAAGCAAAACCUCAGAUGAGAAAUAAACUAAACCACUGAUCUAAAAAGUCCUCUUGUCUUUAAAACGUGCUUUCCUCUCUCGAACAUGUUAGCGAGGACAUGCCCCCAGAUGUUGACUGAAAGCUCAGUUUUACUCCGUGUUUGCUCGGUUAUUUAUGUCCUUAAACAAAACUGCGAGUACGAACAUUUCUGUCUCUCAGCUGGUGAGCACUGAACCGUUUGUAGGUCAUGUUUGUCUUGGCUUUUUUCCCCCCUGACAGUAAAGAGAAGCUCCACUCAUUCAUAAAUCCUGUUCUGCUUCCUCUCACAACCUCUUGUGCGGCUCUUUCUGAGUGGAUAGAUGAAGUAGAUGAUUUGUGGACUGGACGUCGGUUGUUUAGGCUCUUUGCUCGGGUGUUUUUCUUAAAGGGAAAUUCCACUUUUUUGUAACCAGGUUUUUAGAGUGUGAAGACACCGGAAAGUUUUGAUGUUGCGACGAUUGUUGCGUCGGUCAUCGGUCAGGAAACAGGUUGGUGAGACUGCUGCACAGUUUGUUAUAUGUGUGAUCAAAAUGCAUCCACUUAGAGCUCAAAAAUGAACAUGAACGUGUUAAUGAAAAACUUGUAACUGUCAUAUCUUUGAGUUAAUGAGGAAUACAAACUUCACCUCUAUGUUGUGCGAUCUGUAAACGCGAUUUUGCUUCAAUUGUGGCUUUUUGUGAAUGGGUGUGUAUGCAGCUUUCAGCGCUGUGGAUCAAGCCUCUAGUGGACACUUGAGGAACUGCAAUUAAUAGAACAGAAAGAGGAGGAUAGCGAAAGAGGAGGUCAGCUACUGGCUGGUAAAUAAUGCAGAUAUCACACUAUUAUUGUUCAUUUUUCAAAGUUAAUAAAAAAUACGGCGACUUGACUUGGCUAAGACGUCGACUGAUUCUCCCAGAGAGUUUCUACAUUGGCUGGAAGUCCGUUGGAGCCAUCUUCUGGCCCUUAGAUCGCUCUUUCAGGAACCAACGUUUGAGCUUCUCUUAGCUAAAGUCGUGUUUGUCCCGCCAUCUUUGUUUCAAGAACAAAACUGUCUUUGUUUCGUGGCUGCGGGCUGAAUGAAUCUGCAUGUGCAAUUCUGCUGUAGAGCUUUUAAAGCUCCUGUAGGGCGUUUUCUGUGUGUGUUGAUUUUGGCGCCCCCUGUGGACAAAGUGGAAACCAUUUAUUAUUGCUGAUUUUAACUCCCAUAUUUUUCGGGCGAUAAGGCGCACCGGAUUGUAAGGCGCACUGUGAAUUAACAUGUGUUUGCUCACAAAUAAGGCGCACCGGAUUGUAAGGCGCAUUAAGCAUUGGCGCAUUGAUUGGUUUAUCGUUGCUAGCGCAUACUCCAGGCCUGGGCUGCCGUACAUAAAUAGACUUCUAGUUUAGACAUUGCAGUCAGGCAGUCUUGUAGACUGCUCAGGGAUCCUGUUGCGGGGUCGAUCAGGUAGUGACACAGCGUAACGUAGUGCUUCGAAUAUCCAUUGAGCGGAGCAGCUUCGUUGCUUACCAAAGCCAUACUUACACAUUUCGACAGAUUUUUUUAGCGCAUUGUACCGCAUAAAAUCAGUCAGUAAGCACAACAAGUAAUAUCAAUUUUCGAGAAAAUUUCAGGAUUUUAAGUGCACCUUAUAGUCCGAAAAAUACGGUAAUCUUCCAGAAAGUGGUGUAAAUCGAUCACCCACUGUAAAAAAUUGCGGUACCUCCCCCCUCACAGCAACCGCAGGUAUUCAAGAUUACCUGUGAGAAACUGUCGCUCUUCUCAGCAGUCGUUGAAUUUGCAUUUGUACGUCAUAGCGACACGUUGCUGUUCAUUUUAGUGUGUUCAUCAAAAACUCCUUACAGGAGCUUUAACAAACAAGAUGUGAGGAUGUAAAAAAGUUCUCUGCAGCUCUCUCUCUCUCUCUCUCUCUCUCUCUCUCUCUCUCCAUCCGUCCUGAUUGGUAUCUCCUCCGUCUGGUUUUGUAACCCGGUGUGAUGAGACUGACAGAUUGUGUCAGAAACACACAGAGCUUCCUGUUGGUAUUGAUUUUUUUCUUCUGUGGAGACCGUCCGGGGAUGUUGGACUCCUGCUCUGUCAUCGAUUGUUAGAAGACAGAGAGAGUUGACUGUGGCGUGGGUCUCAUGGGUCCAGUUCUCUGUUAUUGGAGUAACUUUGAUCAGGGUUUGAUGGAAACUGCUCAUGUAAGGAGGUGAGAUACUGACAGCUGGAUUCAGGUCCUCUGUCUGAUUAAUCCGAACAUCCGAUCAAAUCAUGGUCUCAAAAUGAGGAAACUGCUGGAAAACGGAGCGUAGCACGGUUUAAUACGACACUGAAGUGAACAGUUAUGACCGGUUGCGGUAAGGUAAAGUGAGGUCAACAUGGAAGUGUAUUUUCAUCACGUUUAGAGUCAAUAUUUCCAAGAAAGUCGACCACAGAGAACUCAAACAUCGAGCAUCAAUAAAUCUGGUCUUGAACCCGCUGGACGCUCACAGCGAAAUACGGAGACAAACAGAUGAAUAAGAUAACAUCAAAACAAGAACCUCAGCUUCUCAGAGACACGAACAGUUCAGCAACAACCCUGAACGAAAUCUACAAAAACAAGUACACACCUGCACACGGCCGGAAAAAUGAUUGAGUUCAUUUUCAUUUAUCGUGCUGAAUGAUGAUCGGUUAAUUGAUUUAUCGAUUAGGCCAACAUACAUUGAACAUGUCAAUGCUGAAAGUGCUGUCGUAUCUGCAGGGAGCCCGAAUAUUCUUGAGUACUUAAACCAGGAACCUUCUCAAGAGUGUCAACCACGAUCACCACAAACCCCCGUGAAUAAUCCUCCUCAGAAAUGUGGCGCCUGUGUGUGUAAUCUCCAAUAAUCUGGUUGAUUUGGAUCACUCUCAAUAAAUUCUUUUAAAUUUAAUCAAGUUUAAAGUUGGUCAUUUUAAACCUGCCGCUCAAAACAAACACCUGAGAGCGGUUCUUAGCUCAGAUUUCCGAGCUUUUAGCUAUAAUCUAAUAAUCAAUAAUCACAAACAGCGCAGGAAAUGACUCCAAUGUGCAAAAAGCCCGGUGAUGAUAUCCGAGAGCAAAUAUCUCCUGAUGCGUGAAAAAGUGAAUCGAACUAAAUAAAAGAAAACAAGUCUGAGCAGCUGGGAUUGAUGCUGAUGUGGGCCGUGUCUCUGUUUAAUCCUGAGCGGUGUGAGCAGGAAAGACAGGAGAAAAAGGUGAAUUUUAACGAGUUCGGACUGAUUCAUCAGGUGGUUUAAAGGCUCUCCACAGUCUUUGAUAGAAAAUCGGACAAUCUGAAUGCAAUCUCUCCAGUGAAGCAGCUUUCGGCCGUCGGGGAAUACAAAUAAUAACACAUUCGCAGAUAUCGAACGCUGAACCGCCGCCAAAGGUCUCUGAAAGAGGGCUCUUCAUUUGCACACAGACUGUUUACGCUUCGCCAGCAGACCUUAAAGUGAAUCUUUCACUCGUAGUCAGUUCGCCUACACCUCCGUUCAAAGUGCCCACAUGCACGCCGCACAAUCAGAUGUCAGAGGAGGUCUGUUUGGAGACAGAUGAGAGGGUUUGGAGCUGGUGGCAGCGAUGUGUCGACAGACGGGAUACUCCAGGAAUGUUUCAGCUCUUACUGUAACACGGCGGGCGCCGGGCCAAAAGGAAAGCAAAGAGGAAGUUACAGAUCGACAAUUUGGCUGCUGCUUUUGCUGACUAACUAUGAGUGUGUGUGUGUGUGUGUGUGUGUGUGUGUGUGUGCAGGCUGAACGCAUCCAUCACACGGCUGCUGUGUGUUUGCCCGACAGCGAGGCCGGAGCGUUUGAGUUACAUGACGAGGGGCUUUUGGCGGCACGUCGCCACAGAAGGCAGCUCUUUGUGAUUUAAGAGUGUGUGUGUGUGUGUGUGUGUGUGUGUGUGUGUGUGUGUGUGUGUGUGUGUGCAUGUGUGUGUGUGUUAUCUGACUCAUGGCUUAGCGGGCUUCAGGAGAAGUGUGUCAGACUGGAAAACAACUGCAGUGUAAUCCAGAAAGGUCUCAGGGGUGUUGUGAAUGUGUGUGUGUGUGUGUGUGUGUGUGUGUGUGUGUGUGUGUGUGUGUGUGUGUGUGUGUGUGUGUGUGUGUGUGUGUGUGUGUGUGUGUGUGCGGGUAAGAGGUCUGUGGGGAUGAGUGGGAGCUUUUAUUGGCAAAGACAUGACUAAAUAUCUCGCUUUACUGUAAGUGGGUGAUGUGUCAAGAUUAAGUCAUGACCUCUCUCCCCCCUCGCUCGCUCUCUCUCUCUCUCUCUCUCUCUCUCUCUCGCUCCGUCUUUCUCUUAAAUCCUCCAGGCUAAAAGCAGCAUCUUCCGACUCUGAUAUCAGCCUGUACUUUCUGCUCGCUGACUCACACUGUUGUCGUGAGAGAGCAACAAUGGCGGGUCGACCUCCGUCCCGUCACCCUGAACAUCCAUACGUCCGUCUCUCUGAUAUAAGCCCACAGUUCUGGCCUUCGUGUCCUCCUCUGUGCUCGCCGUCUGCGUGUUUGUGUUGAGUAAGAGGUGAAACUCUCCCCUCCCUCCUCUCUUCUCCUUAAGGCCUCUUUUCCAGUUAACUUCAAAAAACCACGGGCUGCGACGCGCUGCUAUUUUUACCCCCGCUUCAAACCGGCCUGUUAAGAUUGUUUAUCUGUGUCCAGGGAGGAAAGCCUCUCGGCCAGGCCAGCCGCCGCAGAGCCGGGAGUGGACCGGAGCAGUGAUCUGUUCCCGGAACUGAGCCCAAACAAAGCCAGAUGUUUGAAAUUCUCCAGAAGGAAAGCGUUUUUGUUUUGGAUGGAAAACAGGGCGAGGAGCGACGUCAGCUUUGUUUGUGUUGUCGGGAACAGGAGCUUUGGAGGCUUAUCCCAUGAUGUGGCUUUUCUUUCCAGAGAAAUAUCGACGGCCUGUUUACCCAAAAGAUGAUACCAGGACUGUUGUAUCCUCUCUUCUUUCAGGUGCCUUUGCCCUUUUUUCUUGUGGACCACAUGUCAGAGGACCAGACCCUCAUAACAUUAGUCAUUCAGGGAGUUUGGCUCGUUCGGUUCGGAUCAGGCUGCUCUGAACUUCGGUAAAUUUAAUAUCCUCGUGGCUCAGUUGUUCAAAAGAUUGAAUCUGGAUAAGAACCAUCAGAACUUGGAAAUCCACUUUUUACCAUCCGGGGUCGGCUUACCCUGCCGGCUCAUUUCUGUCCUCUUCUUUUACUCGCAGACAAAUCAGAGUUCAGACACAUUCGGACUGUUAGAGGAGGCCUUCUGUGCUGAUCUGUCCUUCUGUUCAUCGAGUCACAAUGUUGGAUAUGUGUAUUAAACCUUUCUUUAUCUAACUGUAAGCAUGUCAGUCAGAGGCGGAAUAAUGCUGAAAUUAGGGUUUUAAUGGACAACAGAAGAAGAUUUUUACAGCUGCUUUAAACGCUCAAUAAAAAACUGUGAAAUCGCCAAAUCGAGCUUUAACCUCAGCUCGACUUAACUCGGCACGAACUGAGUCGGUCUGAGUCAGAUACGAGGAUGAACAUGACCUGCACGUCCUUCGAAACUCAAAUGUUAGGAAUCUCUUCAAAAAUAAAACGUUUUUCUAUCAUCUCUCUGAAAAUGAUGUAGUUCAUAUGCCAAGCCAGUAAGUGGCGCUGUACAGGAAAUGCACAAAAGACAGAAGAAGAGUACAGAGCAUGUGUAUAAAGGUUGUUUUGGCAUCAUAAAGAGUUCCUCUGUGUGUCACAUGAUCGUUUCCAGAGAUGCAGAUAGACAUCCACACGGAGAUGAAAUGGUCGUCGUUUACAGAUUUAUUCAAAAAGUACCGUUUACAGUCACCUGAAACGCCGUUUCCAUGUGGAUGAAACGCCGAAUCGUCUCUGAUUGGCUGUGAGACGUCAUCACACGCUCAAGCCAACCGCGGGCUGUCGGCUCUGUACAUCCAAUAGAACAUUACAGAAGAUUAUCGCACUUCUGAAUCUCUAACCCUAACCCAACAGGAAUAACCAAUCAGAGCCCAGCACUUCUAUCCAAUCAGAGGUGAAGAAGGGCGGAAAAUAUUGAAAAAUACAGAAAUAUUUUACCGAACCUGUAUCGCCCUCCCCAAGACACGCCCCCUCUGGCAGAGCAAGACGUCGGCCGGCAGAAGAUCCUACGCUAGCUUCAAACAGGAUCCACCAUGUCAGAUUGUUAGUGACUAGCGGCAGUAAACGCCAGCUCUGCCAGCGAGCGCCGUCUGCAGCUGCCUGGACAGCUACCGUGUUGACAUGUCAGAGACUAAUCAGAGUUAUUUAUGUAACAUGAGCCACGAUAAAAGGAGAUAAAAAUGACCUGUUCAACAAAAACUCGCCACUGCUCCAAGGAUGACCCGAUGUUUAUUCCAUUUAGAUUCCUCGCUUGGUCACAUUUCCUCUUUGUCUCCACCCUUUUUUCUGUCAGCUUGCCUUUUCUUCCCACCUUUGGCGUUGGGGCAAGCAGAAGUGUUUUUUUUUGCGUCCUUCUCCGCUGCUACGCUACUUUUAGCUGCUCAGAGCUCUGAGGAGGGCCAUCCUACGGAAAAAAAUGUUGCCCCCUACAGGCCUGGAAGCGCGAGACGUGAUAGAGAGGAAAAUCGAUUUGAGGAUUUUCAUUUUUCUUUAACAUCUAAUAAUCCGAUUACAGUUUAAAAUCGAUGAACCGUGCAACCAGCAUCCUCCUCUAAUCAAUCAUCUCCGAGCUCAAACCCCAAACUCGUUUUGGGCGGCGUUUCCUGUCAGCUCAUAUUUGCCGAACAGCGCUGUCAGAAAGUGACUCAGCAUGAUUUGAAUAUCAUGAAAAGGCCGGUCGAUGUGGACGGGAUGAGGAUGAUCAGACUUUGUCAUUAAACCCUGGUUCGGCUGAGUCAGAGUGUGUGUUUCCGGCGUGUUUGAUUGUACCUUUUAUUGUGUGUUAGUUUACACCCUUUUUACUGUCAGUCAGCCGUUACUUCAAAGAAGAAGAAACAACGUGUGCUCUAGUUUUGUAACGCUUAACAAACACGCCGUCUUACACUCUGCGCUGUCAUCUGGAGUCUUUUUGUUCCUAUGACAGCAGUUAAUUAUAAGCCGGAGAAGCUUUAGAACCGCUCUGUGGAAUAUGGGUGAAGAAAUAUGCUAAUGGAGUGAAAUCCAGAAAUACAGAGGCCGCUGUAAACUGAAACGUACACUGUCAUUCUGAGUGAGUGUAUCUGUCUGGGUGUGUGUGUGUGUGUGUGUGUGUGUGAGCCCCCACGCUGACUUACAGUGUCGUCAUGUUACCCAGAUAAGAUUGAUGCUCUCUGCUGCAGCCAUCAGGAACGCUCCUAUUAGCAUAAGUCUGCACGCCGGGGCGCAUGGCCGCCUCCCUCUGGGCUUCUUUUCUCCUCGACCUCCGCCUGAACCGCACCGCUGACGCACAUUAACACACACACAGACACACACACACACACACUCAGAGCCCGGGGCUAUACAGACGACUUCAGAACGAGCUGCUUUGUGCUAAUGUCACAGAUGAGAGAGGAACAGCGGUGGCCUGUCUCUGAGCGUGACAUUUAUCUACAAAUCCAGACGAUGGUUAACGGCGAGGAUUCGCUCUUUAGCUGGAUUCAACUGUGACCAGGAGAGAUGACAUCCACUGACUGAGAGAGUGGGGACUGUUUGUUGAGAUGUGUUGAAAGAAACCGAUGUUUCUGCUCUUACUGGCCAAACUGGAGCGCUAUAUUUACAUUUAGGACAUUUGAAAGACAGGUAUUUGACAGCCAGACAGCCCUUUGACUGCAGAUACACCAUUACCUUCCCACCUACAUACUUACGUACAGUGUUGUUUUUGGCAGGCAUUUUAGAUUUAGUUUUAGUCUUAGUCAUUUUGACGAAAUGCUUCUUCGUUUUAGUCCCAUUUUAGUCAUUUCUAUCCUUGAUAGUUUUCGUCUAGUUUUAGUCCGACGAAAACUUAAAAGGUUUUAGUCUAGUUUUAGUCGACGAAAAGGUGCGUUUUGAGGUUCGUGGUGUUCUUUCCCGACAGUUUGAAGCCGCAGCAUGAGGAAGCUGUGGCUCCACAACUGUCGUCUGUCUCGUCUCCCCGUACAAGACAUUGUGUUUUAUUGUCACUUGGACCGGGUACCGCUGCUGUGCCUGCCGCCACGGUGUGUGUGUGUGUGCGCCUCGUCCACCUGCCGCUCUGUGUAUGUGUAUGAGUGUGUGCGCGCAGCUGUGCGCGAGCGAGGCUUUUGGUGCGCGUGUGAUGGGGGCGUGACUGUUAGGACAAAAAAAAAAGCAUGUUUUGAAACUUUGUUCGUCCACCUAAUAACAAUUUAGUCUCGUCUCGUUCUCGUCUGACGAAAAUCAAUACAAUUUUCGUCACAUUUUAGUCUUUACAGAGCUUUGGUGACGCUCGUCUUAGUCUCAUUUUCGUCAAAGAAAAAAAAGGGGUCUGACGUCGUCAUUUAAGUUUUCGUCCUGCCUGACGAAAACAACACUGCUUACAUACAAAGUCAGAUAAGGAACAUGCUUCAAAUUGUGGCUUUAAGGACUUUAAAUUCUCCCCCGUUUAAAGAAAAAACACCUUGGCAUGUAGUUCGCCUCACAAACAGAUCCGCUGCGGUGGAAAUUGGGGGUGAGACUUUAAACUCGUUUGGAAAAGGUUUACAGAAAUCAAUAAGCAGGCUUAUUUGUAGCCGGUUAAGUCUCCCCCUGCUGGCCAUGAGAUAGAAUGAAUUAAAUACUGUAUAAUGUUUCAGUGUUUACUGACAAGGCCUUUGAGGUGAGAUAACAACAAAACGAUUGUGUGUUUUAAUAAGAGACAAGAAUCGGCUUUGAGGACGCACGAGGAACCCGGGGGGGGGGGUUAAUCGAUAAGGACAGUUAAGCCAUGACUACUCCGUGAUUCACCGUCCGUCUAUCAAGCAUCUGCUCAUGCACCGUCAGUCAGACAGCCAGCUCUUUAUUUCCUGGAACAGAUUCAUCGAACACAGAUGGCUCACAUGGGAUGGGAUGGGGGGGGGGGUUCUUGACGGGAAGGAUGGAUCAGUAUCAGGCUGGUGGUCCUGAGGUACCGGCUCAGUCAGACAGACUGGAGACGGGGAGAAUCCCGAGGAGUCACAAAAGCAGAGAAUGAUGAAUAGUUUUUAUUACUCUUAAAAAAAAAACACUCGCAGGAACAGUUGAGAGGGUUUAUUUCAGCGAACCUCCUUCAGGAUAUAAAGUUCAGCGAUAUCCACCGAAAACAAACACGAGAGGUACACAAGUCCAAGAACCUCCAGUUGUUGAGAAACAGUUUAAUUUUGCCAAACUGGUUUGAUGGAGCUGCUCGAUUACACUCUUCAAAUCCAAUAUCAACUUUAAAUUACCUCGUCAGCUUUCCCAGCUGGAUUUCCUUACAACAAAACCAGGACUGAUCGCUGCUCCUGGUCUCAAGUAUCCGGAGAGAGUUAAGCUAACGUGUGAACUUCUGAUUUGUGUACCUCAUAAACUUGUCUCUGCAUGCUAGCAUUGCUGCAGCAGUUUGUUUGUUUCUCUGAUGUUACGUGGAGGUAUUUUCCCACACAGCUUUGAUGAAGGUUACGUCUGAUUGUGCAGAAACAUAAAAACAGGCUGUUUUCUCAAAAACGUUCGCGUUGAAGGUUUGUUUUUGGCUGCUUGACUUAGCCAGCUAAUCACAACAGCUAACUUGAUCAUUCAACCAUGUGUUAGUUUUACAGUUUGAGGUACCUGCAGGUAAACUCACGACAAACGUUGUUUUCUUCCACUUAUCCGGGUCCGGGGCAGGGAAGCCCAGGCGGCCCUCAUCCCAGCCACUUCCACGAGCUCCUCCUCCGGGGGGAUUCCCAGGCGCUCCCAGGCCAGGCGAGAGAUAUAAUCCCUCCACCUGGUCCUGGGCCGGCCACGAGGUCUCCUCCUGGUGGGACAUGUCUGGAACACCUCUAACGGGAGGUGUUCCAGAAGGCGUCCUAACCAGAUACCCGAGCCACCUCAGCUGACUCCUCUCGACGUGGAGGAGCAGCGGUUCUCCUCUGAGCGCCUCCCGAGUGUCCGAGCUCCUUACCCUAUCUCUAAGGCUGAGCCCGGACACCCUGCGAAGGGAACGAUCUCGUUCUUUCGGUCAUUACCCAAAGUUCAUGACCAUAGGUGAGGAUCGGCACGUAGAUCGACCGGUAAAUCGAGAGUCUCGCCUUACGGCUCAGCUCACCACGACUGAUCGGUUAAGCGUCCACAAUACUGAUCUCCCACUACAUCCUACCUUCACCUGUGAACAAGAUAGGAGAUACUUGAACUCCUCCACUUGAGGCAGGACCGCCCCUCCGACCCGGAGAAGGCAAUCUUCCUUUUUCCGACUGAGGACCACGGCCUCCGACUUAGAGGUGCUGGUUCACAUCCCAGCUGCUUCCCACUCGGGCGCAAACCGCCCCAGUAAGAGCUGAAGGCCACCGCUCGACGAUGCUUUUUUUCCACACUCUUAUCCUUUAAAACCACCACACUUUUGAUGAGUCGGGGUUUCAACAGCAGCUGUGAGAAGUCGGUAUCGUGAUUAUCACUGAAGCUCGUCACGCUCGGACAACAAAACCUCCGUUUUUACCAGCGUCUCGCCCACUCUCUCCGCUGCGCACAGAUCUGAUUCUCACCUGAAGGUGUGUAAUGAUGUCGCAGGAGCUUCAGACAGUGUGACUAAUAGUUGUCGCUAAAUGGCUUGAACAUCCUGCGUGUUUAUUGGAUCGAUGCGGCUCUAACUCCCCCCUCUCCAUCCGCUUAUCCGCCCUUUACCGCUCAUAAAUCUAUAGUUUUUGGGAAGCGCGAUGAUUCAGGAGGGAAACAUCUUUGACUCCCAAAGAUGGCGUGUUAUGAAAGAAACCUAAUUAUCAGCGCAGUUGGAUUUUUUUUUUGCACCAUGACUCAGCAAAACUGAGACCAAGGGACAAAAAAUAAAUCUUAUAUAAACUCGCAAUCGUCAUCAUUUAACGUCACUUCUACCUCUCUGCUUCCAGGCACAGAGGCAGCACGGACGGACCGGUGGACGGACGGACGCAGCGACAGGGAGGAUGACAUCACCAUCACCCGUGGGAGCCAGGGCCUGCCUUCAGUGCCAGCGGUGUGUAGAUGUGUGUGUGUGUGUGUGUGUGUGUGUGUGGGAGCCUCUGUCUCUGCGUGUCACUUCCUGGGAGAGAAUGGAGCAGGAAGCCGGAGUGAGAGCCGACAACAAGCGCUCGCCUCACCUCUACAAGGAAGCCUUUCUCCCCAGAGAGCAAAAUGGAGGGAUGUGUGUGUGUGUGUGUGUGUGUGUGUGUGUGUGUCCUGCAUUCACACUGCAGAGGGGCUUCUGUUGGUUCAGGGUUUGUGUGGGCUCCUACUGUUUCUCUUUCUUUGAGUUCAGUCUGACUCUUUAAACAAACUCUGAUCACUUUUUUCUUAAAGGCAGGGGUGUAAACAGACUCUUUAGGGACAGGGGCCCCCCUAACAGAGAGGGGGACUUUUACCAGCUAGGCCUUUAUUUGUGAUCCAGAAACAAAAUAACCAUUAUUUUCUUUUUAGCUCCAAAACCAAAACCAGAGACAGGAUAAAUAUUUUACUGUCUGAUUCAAAUGGAUUAAAAUUUAAAACACCUUUGUACGGUGGCUCUGAAGGUUAAUGACACAAAUUUUUCAAGAAUCCAUAAAAUCAUUUCAUUCAAUGUACCCCCCCUUAAAAAAAUUACAAAAUACAAGAAUAUUUUAAUGCAAAAGAGAAUUUAAAAAAAACUUAAUUCUAUUUUUAAAACCCUUAAAAAUAUUUUUGAAGAAACAAAAGUAAAAGCAUUUUUUCAAAGAUUCAUUUUGCAGCAAAUUGUUUUUCAGUCAGAAAAUAUUUUUGCAUUAUGUAAAAUAUUCUUUUUUAAAAUGUAUUUACAUAUCAAAAAUAUUUUUAAGUUUAAAAAAAAUCUUGUUUUCCAAUUAAUUUAUUUCCAGAAUUUUUUUUUGUGAUAUUAAAACUUGUCCUUGUUUUAAAUAUUAAUAUUUCUGUGCUUUCAUAGUUUCCAAAGUUUCCCUUUUUUCAAAUUUGCUUUAUUUUUAAAUUAUUAUUUUAUUGUAAUUUUUGUGUUUUCAAACUGAACUCCAUAAAUCAAAACACCUGUGUACGGUGGCUCUAAAGGUUAAUGACAUAGUUUUUCAAGAAUCCAUAAAAUACUUUAUCAUUUCAUUUAAUGCACCCCCCCAAAAAAUUACAAAAUACAAGAAUAUUUUAAAGCAAAAGAGAAUUUAAAAAACUAAACUAUAUUAUUAAAACCUUUCAAAUAUUUUCAAGACACAAAAAUAAAUGCAUUUGAUUAUUUUAGAAAAAGGAAGAAUUUUUAAACACAAAUCUGUUCCUCUUUAUUUUCAAAGAUGCAUUUUGCAGCAAAUUGUUUUUCAGUCAGAAAAAUCAGUUUAAAAAAAAUUUUGUUUCCAAUUUUUUUAUUUCUGGAAUAUUCUUGUUAUAUCAAAACUUGUUCUUGUUUUAAAAAUAUUUCUUUAUCAUAGUUUCCAAAGUUUGCCCUUUUUUUUCAAAUUUGCUUUAUUUUUAAAUUAUUCUUUUAUUGUAAUUUUUGUGUUUUCAAAAUAAUUUUUAUCAUUUUAAGUUUUUUUUUGUUUCUUUAUUUUUGAUAUUGACCCUUAGAGCCACAAUACCCUUUGACCCAGCUUCUUACAAUCUAGAAUUGAAUAUUGAAUAUUAAAACUAUGACUUUGUUUUAUAAUUAAAAAAAACAAAUAUAUUUGGGGUUUAGUCACUUAUCCCAGGAUUAAAUAUUUACUGAUUAUGUCCAUAAUGAAGGAGAACUCAGUAUGAAGUGCUCUCUAGCUGUAUCCUGUAAAAUGCUCCUAAACUUGAUGUUCAGUCCAAUCCUGAAGUUCUCCUUCCUCCUGCUGCGUCAUAAAUUAAUGCUCUUAAAUCUGCACCGGCUCUUAUUCCUGUCUGCUCAUCCUGACCUUUGACCUCUGUGACCUCAGUGCAGGAGAGAUGAGCGCUCCCUCUUUAGUAGAUACAUGCUGUUACAUCCCCUUACAACAGAAACUAUUGAGCUUCUCAGUGUCAUGUCGCCCUCUUGUGGCAGAAAGCAGAGUCACAGGCUUCAGGCUCUGUUUAAUCACAUGUGACAGCCUGGCAAAAUAUUAUGUCAUGACUUUAAGUGCAUCUCAGUGUGAGGUACAAUCUACUUCACUGGUUUGGAUAUGAGAUGAUGCUCAGCUUCCUCUCCUUCCUCUUGGGGGCGGGGCUUAAACUCCGAACAAAGACUCUCCCACCUGGACGCGUGGAAGGCCGCCCCCACUCACACCUCAUCACCGCAGGUCAUCUGACACUCUUUAUUCAGACACCUGUAAGAGCCACAGGACAAUGCUGCAUUUACCGCAAGCCUUGUUGUCAUGACGACCUGACCGGUUACAUAAGAGUCGGGCGCUGUUUCCCACAAAUGACAGCUUUCAGAGGUCUUUGUGCUGCGACACGAGACACCGAACACACAGUUAGUGCAUUCCUGCAGCCGGAGACAGAGGUGCGAGGGCGGACAGAAAACAACACCGAUGCUUUUAUCUGAGAUUUAAUCCGGCGUCGAGGUGAAACCAUCAGAGUUUUCUGUGAGAAAGCUGCGAGUGAAGACGGCUGGUGGGAAAAAUGAGCCUCGGUGCAAAAAAAAAAUCCGAACACUUUCCUGAUUCAGUCUGAGAAUUUUUUACUGUGAUACUCAUCAUGUGUUAAUCUUCUUAAAUUAUAAGAAGAUUAAAGAUAAGAGGGUUUUUAAAUAGACAUUCAGGGUGAUUUUGAGAAGAUGGGAUUGAGCACAUGUGCAGCUGAACAGUUAUUGUCUCCUCUGAAUGAAGCGCUGGCUCUAAACCUAAAAAAAUGAAAGACACUUUAAGAGACAAAGGUGUUGAACGCAGUGUGGCACGUGUCUGUCUCCAUCUACAGCGAAGUCCUCGGUCAUGGUCACCUCACAGCAGAUAUAACGACACAUUUUCGCACAAAUGUUCGCUCCAACUGCUGCACUUUUUGUCAGAUACCUGUCUUCACAUGCAAUAACUCCUCAAACAAGGGUGACUUAGCUAAAGUUUGAUAACUUGUAAUAUCUCAGUUAUUUGCUGAAAUUUGCCGCAUUUUGUAAAAAGGUAAAAAGCUAAUUCUAAAGAGUGUUUUUCAGCAUUAGUUCUCCUCGUUUUGGUUUUGUUUGUUUGAGAUGUGACCGUCUUAACCUGCAGCAAAACUGAAUAUUGAUGUUUUAAAUGAAGUUUUUAUCACUGAGAAUCUUCAAAAAUUUAAGAUACUUCACCUGUGGAGUUAUUAAUUUACUUAAAUUUGCUUUUAAAAUCAGACUGAAGGGGUUUGAAUUAAAUUUUCACUUCAUAUUUAUGUGAAUUCGACUUUAUGGGGGAUCAAACUCUUGAUUUUAAAUACUUUCUGGAGGAUUUUGUCACUAGAAUUCCUUUAAGUAAUUUUCAAAAUCUGCCUUUUUAAAAUGAUUAUAAGUCUUUAAAACAUGAAUUCUCCUACAAAAAAAAAGGAGUAUAUUUAGAAUAUGCAACAUAAAUAAUCUGAACAAUGACUGUUGGCGAUAAAUUGUCAUCGAUGGGUCGCGUGGGUCAUGUGACCACCUUUACUUGCAGGUCAGGUCCUGUCAGUUGCAUUCUCAUAAAAUCAGUUUCUGUUUGAGUUCGUUCUGCGCUCCAACAGAUACAAAUGCAUCCAUCUGUCGAGGCUUUCAACGGCAAGUCAGUGAGUUUUAUUUAUGUAGCACUUUUUAUAGAUAAAUCACUUACAAUCAAAAAAAAUCAAAAAACUUUCAGUCGACUCUUUGCUGCGUAAGGUCAAUGAUAGUGCAUGUCAGAGACGAGGGGCACUGGCCUGGAAAGAGCGGUCACCUCAUGUUUUAAAACGGGUGUGAGGGACCAUCAGGAGUUCGUGGUCUGAUGACCUUAGUGAACGUGAGCGGGGAGGAGGGUCUCAGUAGCUCAGUGAUGUACGAGGGAGCUUGAUCAUGGAGGGCUGUAAAAGCAAGAACUAAAAUCUUCAUAUGAAUCCUGAAAUUAACUGGUAACCAGUGGAGGGAAGAUAAAAUUGGGAUAUGGUCCCGUUUCUUAGAUCCAGUUACAAACCUUCCAGCUGCAUUUUGAACAGUUUGAAAGCGAUUUACAGCCUUUUUGUUAAAACACAUAAAAAGAGCAUUACAGUAGUCAACGCGAGAUGAAACAAAGGCACGAAUUAUCAUCUCCAUUUCAGGUCUAGAAAUCAUGAACCUCAGUUUCUCUUCUGUCCUCCUCCUGCAGGAAUCGCUGACUGUGAAGAUGAAGCUGCGAGGGUUUUUUUAAAUGAAGUACGUCUCGUGAUUUUCUGUGUGAAAGAACUCCAGGUCUGGGUUUGCGCUUCCUCUCACACAGGCGUCAGUGUCAUGUGCGGUUUGUCAGCCUCUUUUACUUUGAAGUCUGUUCGUUUUAAAGUCCUCUGUGCUGCUGGAGGCUCAUUUUUUAUCAUACCAGUCGUGCACGUCGCCACGCUGCCACGACGACCACAUCCAUGUUUGAGACAGGAAGAGGGAAUCACAAGUGAUAUGAGGAGGACAACACUACAGGGAGGAUGUCAGAGGGAGAAAUAACACUCCGAGUGUCAGGGUUGGGUUUAUGACAAAGACACGAUUUUACUGCUGAUAAUAUUUCAGCUUUAUUCUCAGAGUGAAAUGAGUGUUUGCAUGUUUUAUUGAUCUGCAGAGGGUGAGGUUGUUAUCACACACUCAUGAGCCGACCCGUUUUUCAGUUUGUCUCUCCUGGUUGGUUUUAGUCAGUCCUUUUUUAACAGCCUGACACAAAAACACAGUAUGAGUUUGAAUUGACCUCACAGGUUAAAUAUUGACGUUCAAACUCUCUAGGAGUAAGAUGAAGUUUUGCAUAAUUAGGGGCCCGAGUGGCUUGUCUUUGUGUUCCGCUUUAAGAGCGCUUUGUCAUGGUUUCGCGUUGAUUCACCUGCAUGUCACCUGCACACACAGUCGGCUAUAGUUUCAAAAUAAAGCGCAUUGAUAGUAAAAGGUGUCAGUGACUCCCUGCAGUUGGUUCACCUCACGCUGCAGCUGUGAUCACACUCCAAACUCGUCUUCCCCCAGAAGCUGGUUUCACAUGGUGGUUUAGAUGUGUGUCUCUGUUGUCUAGCACCAUUUGAAAUCAGUGUUCUUGGGGACAGGAGGACAGCUCCGGCAGAGAGUGAGCAGCACAGGACCCCCCCUCCCUCCUCCUCUUCUUCCUCCACUAACAGAUAACUGAUUUCUCCUGGUGCUUAGAGCCAGCUGCAGCCUUCUAGCACCAUUUGAAAUCGGUUAUAAAACUGUGGAUCAAUUCAUUUAGGAGGCCUCAGCGGAACGAAGAAGGAGCUGGAUCUUUGUCUUUGCUGGAGGAGAUCAGUCAGAAAUCUUAAACUGAGUAUAAAACCAGCUUUGACUGCAAAGAGCAUCAUAUGUGCAAGAUUAUCCACACUCCAAAUAACUUUCUUUUUAAUCCAAGAGCUUAAAUUUUCUGCUUUUUACUUUGAGACUUCAAAUCAUGUUCAGUUUGAAAUAGUUGUUUGUUUUGUGCAGAUUGAUCACAGCUUUAUUGAUCCCUGUGGUGUUUUGUGAAUGUUGUUGCAGUUCCUACAUACCACCACUAGAGGCUGAUAGAAGUCACUGAGUAGCUCCACAUGGCUUCCCUCUUAACCCUUUUUUAUCAAGGCAGAUGAGUCUUCUAAGAAAGCAGUCAAGUACGCAACAAGAUGGCAGAUGAAGCAACUAAAAUCUGGACUAUGAAGACUUAAGUGAUCCUCUGUCUUCAACCCCAGAUGUUUUAUUCAUUUUUUCACGUGUCACUCUUCCAGGUUUGCACCAGGUAUAUGAUAUAAAAUGUCACCAUCCUCCAUCUGCUCCAAAUCUUCAAGAAUAUUCCCUCAGUACCAACCCAAGUUGUGCAAAACUUGUGCAGGGGGCUGUUAUGGUCCGUGGGGUUUUUGUUUGGUUUGUGGUGUGUUUUCUCAUCAUCGCCUCAAACUGGCGGAUCUCUGCAGUCAACUGUGGAUUCCCUGCAAACGACAUAAAUCUGAUCCACCGCUCAGCUCCUGUUUGUGAAACAGGAUAUGAAAUGAAAUGGGUUAGUGCCAAACAUGGAGGGUUACCAAAUGAGAGAAAUAAUGAUCGAUCUCAGGUGAGAGGUUUAGAUAAAUUUAUGCACUGAGGCUUUAACAAACAACUGAUAUCUACUUACAGUGGGCACAGAAAGUAUUCAGACCCCUUUAAACUUUCCACUCUUUGUUUCAUUAGAGCCAUUUGCUAAAAUCAAAAAAGUUCAUUUUAUUUGACCCCUACACACUCGGCCUUCACUAUCAAGUGUCACUUGUCAUGAAGUUACACUCGCAGCGGUGGAGUGCGCCUCAAUUGAAAUGGGAGGGUAUAAACAAGACAGGCGGGUAUGGGACGCCCUCCUCACUCCACCGGAAGACAGAAAGAUCCAUCACCAUAGCAACACAAAGACGCGUCCUGUGCAAGGCAGCGUUUCGUUUCUUAGUAAAUGGACAUCAUGUACAGUUCUGAGCCGCACCGGCUGCCUUGUUUCUUCAUCCUCCCAGUAAAAUCAUAAACCCACAAACCAUCAUAGUGACAGGAGCUAAAUUAUACUUCUGAUUGGACAAACUAGAUGUACACUCAGAUGAUCCUACUGUGUUAUCAAGUUCUCCUUUUAUAUUUCAUAUUGAGAAUAAAUCAUUUGGUAUUUUUGUGAAACUGCUUUGUGCUUUUGUAAAAUACAAUUUUGAUGAUUUUACAAAUGUUUUGAGUUUUGAUCAAAUGUUUUGUUGUAAUAAAUGCUGAGGUGGUCUUUGAGCACAUGCAAACCUCUAUUAUGUCAAAAAUGGACAUUUCAUGUUCUGAUGUGUAAAGUCUUUUCAAUGUCAAUAAAGGUUGUAUUAUCACAAAUACAUGUUUCAUAAAUUUUUGGAUAUUGAUUUUGUUUUUUAACCCCACCAUGCUGACCAUGUACGGUAUUUUCUUUCAUUUUUCAUGUAAUACUGAACAUAAAUUUAUUGAAAAAUCAUAGUUCUGUAGACUGUUAACUGCCUUUUUGUCAUUUAUUUUUAAUUUAUUGAUUUAUUUUCCUGACAAUACUCUCUUGGACUGCACUAAUAAAUAUUAUCAUAAUGGCUCUCAUUUCGUUAUUGAUAAGUUGUGUUAUACUCAAGAAUAAUAAGUAACCAUGGAUUUUCAUAAAUAAACAAUAAGCAGAUAGGUAGAGUAAUAGCUAUAGGCCUACACACACAAGGUAGAAUAUCAAAUUAUUUAUAUAUAAAACAUUUAAUCAUUCAGUGUAUGUUAUAUAAGUAAUAUUUCAAUUAAAAUGAUAACUAUAAUAACACAAAACAUCAACAUAUAUGUGUUCAUUUUCAAUAUAAAUAUCUUUUCCAUGUUGCCUUUCUGUAUAUCUGUUAUGCGAGCUCUAUCUAUAGAUAUAUGUGUGUUUUUUCCCCUGUUGCUUUAGUGUUACAUGCCCUGGGUGUUUGUGUGCUGCUUUCUCUUUCUCUCUCUCCCUGCAGUAGAGAGGUGUGGCAGGUGUGGCUGAUCUGCUGAUUAGUAGCGUUCCCUCCUCUGUCAGCGAUCUUGUGUGGACCUGUUUGAACAAGAGUGUGUGACUCUGGUGUGGUUCAGUGGAUGGACUGAGCAGGCUUUCAGUGGCAGUGGAGCCUGCAGUGCAUUUGCUAUUUUCCUUUGUUACCUUAGCUACUAUUUGUGUUGUGUUGGUGUUUUUUUCUGCUUAAUGCUUUUUAAAAGUUGGUUGUUUAACCUCAGAGAAUAAACAUUUCUGUUUAAAUAAUUACCUGGAUGCCGUUUCUUAACCUUGGUUCUUUUUAUGUAACUGUUGUCACUCCCUUCAUCCCCUUACAGAUCUUUUUGGUACGUAACAUUUAAUGACCCCUUUUCAGAUGUCUGGACCAUAGUACCACCUAUAAGAGACGACCACCUGUUGCUUAGAAAACUAUAUCUAGGGUAUUGUUGAUGUCUUGCAGAAAUCUCCUAUCUUCAUAUUUACCUUUUUUUUGUUGGAUACUUUGAAUGAACAAUAACCUUAGAGAGAAUAUCACAAAUGAAAACAUAUGAAUCAACUGUGCUGCACGAUUAAGUUUUUUUUUUUUUUUCUCAAAGAAAAGCUUCAAUUUCAACAUGUCCAAACAUCCCGACUCAGAGCCACAAUCUCUCUGCUGUGAGACUAAAGUCUUCAAACCUGACGAGGAUCACAGACUUUAUCUUUGAGUCCAACAGGAACUUUGAUUUCCAAGAAAAGACGAUCAAAUCAAAGUUCCUGUUUAAUAGAAACUAAGACCAACUAAACACACCGACUUUCCUUCCCGCAGCGUCCUCCAGCCUCAGCUGAAUCAAGGCUUCGAGUCUCUAUGAUCCACUACCGUAUUGACCUGAAUAUAGGAGCACCCUGAUGAUAAAACCUUCCCCCACUGUUCAGACUCACUUUGAGGACUUUUUAAAGACCAAAUCUAGUUUUUGUUUGAAGGAAAAAUAAUAAUAAUCAAUUGGACACAGUGAAUGAAACAAGCUGAGUUGAUGUUUUUAACAUGUUUUGGUUCAUACUCCGUUAUUGGACUUCACCCUGAAUAGAUGCUGAUCUCACUUUUUCCAGACUCCAGUCAAUACGGUUCAAAUUCAAAUUCAACUUUAUUUAUAUGGCACUUUUCAUACAAAAGGAGAUGCAAUUCAAAGUGCCUCACAGUAAAAACAACAAUGAAGACAAAAACCCAACCCUUCCACCAACACCCAUGGACCCACACGCACUCACCCACACACACAGCCGCACACAGUGUGAGAAUUUAAGAUAAAAUUUAAAGACACAUGACAAGACAAGAGGUUAUUUUUACCUGACAGAGGAUGACAUGCAGGAUAAUGUUUUUGUUUUUGUUCAAGAAUCUUUUCUUUGAUUAUAUUUCACACAUUUUACUUUGACUUUCAGGUCUCAUUUAUGGUUUAAUAAUUGUGUUUGUUCAUCCAAACAGGAGGGAAUUGAUUAUUGAUGAGCACAAAGAUGAUAUGAGAACAAAAACAUGUAAAGAGAAGGAAAAUAAUGUCUAAUAAUAUAAAAUAAGGUCAAUUUACCUCCAGUCAAUAUUUACAAUCAUUUCAGAAAAUUAAAACGGAUGAAUAAAAAUAAUCAAGUGAAAGAAUAAAGCUUCUGAUUUUUGUUAAAACCCCAAACCCUGUCCUCCUCCUCCCUUCACCUCCAUCUCUCCUCACUUCUCUUCCUCUCCCUUCAGUUUAUAUUUGGUCUCUAACGGUGCAAAGGAAAGAAAAAACCUUUGGGUUUAAUCAGAACUUCUGACUGAUCUACUCUCACACAUGGUAUCAACUCCUGCUGCAGAAAUAUGUGGGAAUAAAUCAACUCCACCUCUUUAUAUUUCCACUGGGUGGCGCUGCAUCAUGGUAAAAACAAAGUAAUCCAAUCAAAGUGUAAAUUUAUGAUCAUGUUUCCAUCAACAAAACAAACCUGUUCAGACUGUUUGAUCCCAGAAUAUGAGGGAAAAGAUCAAAUAUCCAGAGUCCAGGUCCUGAGUUGAUCUCAGAGCAGGUCAAAGUGCAGCUCCCAGAGUCCUCUCCGCCCGCUGUGAUUGGUCAGUCAGUCUCUCAGUAACAUGGCCCAGUCAGAGACUCACCUCACCCUCACUGCUGCUGCCUCCACCUCUCUGAUCAUCAGGAAAUUCCUGAUCCUCUUCUUAAUCACUCUGACAGAUGUUACUACAAUCUGAGGAGAGAAAAAAAGACGAUCAGUGUUUCCACUCUGAGACUCACUUCAUCAGCUGGACUGAAGAACAUCCAGUUUACAGACCAGCAGGUCUCAGUCCUGCUCAGACCAGAAGUGAUGGUGUAAAGCAGCAGGUUUCCUCACAAAUAAACCAACAUCAUCAAAAUAAAGAAAUCAUUCCUGUCAAAUGUGUUAAAGCUGAUCGAACAAACCUGCUGUGAAAAUAACAAGUAUAAAGAACAGCUGUCUGUUUUCAAACUUAGAGGUCAAAAUCAACAAGUUAGCAGAGAAAUAAAGUCUGUGUUGAAUACAGAGAACUAUAAACUCCACUUCAGAGCAGAAACUGAACAUUUCUGUUUCAUUAUGUCUCAUUUCUACAUCUGAUCUGAAAUAUAGAGACGAGGAGACACUUUUUUCAUCACUGACACUCUUACACUCCUGGUUUGAUGAUUUCUGUUCUCACAGCUUCACUAAAGAAAUAAUCCUCUGAGAGGGUCGAAGAGUCAGCAGGAAAUACUGAAUAUCUGCUGAGAUACUGUGUGGAGUGGAACAGGAGAGAUCAGCACAGACUAACUCCAACUCUAUACUGACCUCAGAGUCCUCAGUCUGUAGUCUGGACUCUCCUGAAGAUCACACAGCAGCUCCACGUCUGAAUACUGCAGAUUGUUGUAACUCAGGUCAAGAGUUUUCAGAUGGGAGGGGUUGGACUUCAGAGCUGAGGCCAGAGAAGAACAGCUGAUCUUUGUCAAACUGCAGCUCUUCAACCUAAAUAAAGAGGAAAUAAUGAGAUUUUAGAGAAAAAUGAUCCAGUUUGAAACCUGAUGUCUUAAAUCUGUAGAGUUCAGGGGAAAGGUUUGGAAAGUAUGAAUCAAAGAAAAGUGACGCUCCAAAGAGCUGAACCAAACAGGAAGUCAGUUUGAAACAGUGAAUUCAAAAAACACAUUAAACAGUGAAAUAAAAAACUCAGAGACUUUUUUACUGAUUGUAGAUACAGCUCAAUAUUUUCAGAAAAUGUCAGCGACUUCAGGAUGGAUGGGAGAUAAAGGAUGUUCAGAAUAUUUUCACUUUGCUGAACCAAAAAUAUCACGUCUUUGAGAGGAAAUAUUUCAGUCUAAACACAGUAAGGCUUCAAAAGUGCAGAUAAACCAGAAAUUUCAGAUUUUCACACAAAGAUUCAAAAACAAAUUCAAAGUAACAGAGCUGGACUUUCCUCAGUGUCAGAAACUAAACUCUGAGUUUUUUCUAUUCCCUGAUCUUGUCCUGAACUAAAGUUUGAAUGGUUCUCGUCUGACAAAUCUCCCCCUGCUUCUGUUUUCUGUCUGAAUGUGCUUCUCACUGUGAACUCUACAAAGAGUUUUCUUCUUGGGUUCAGGUUUUAAUUCACUGGAGCUCAGCAGUGAUCUAACUGGAGUCAAUCAAAUAAUCCACUGAUGCAGAAAAUCUACUCUGGACUGAAGGUGUUCAGUCUGGGUCAGUAUUUCAGUCCUGAGUCAGCAGUUUAGUGUCAUCAUCACAAACAAAUCAUGAUAAUGUUUGAAUGGAGGAAAAAAUUCUCACUCUAGAGUCUCCAGUUUACAGUUUGGACUCUGCAGAAGGUCACACAGCAGCUUCACUCCUGAAUCCUGCAGCUCGUUGACACUCAGGUCCAGAUGUCUCAGAUGGGAGGGGUUGGACUUCAGAGCUGAGACCAGAGAAGAACAGCUGAUCUUUGACAACCUGCAGCGCCACAGUCUGAAAAAAGGAAAAAAAUCAUUGAACCUCUGAAGAAACUUUUCCUGUUUUUAAUGAUCCAAUGUUCUUGAGCCCCUGAAGGACAUUGAAGAAGAACUUUUUCAGAGUAGAUCCUGAGAAAAUCAUCAUCAACCAACAGAUCAUUGAUCAGAGAGGUUUUUAUGGACCAACUGGACAAGAUGAUGUUCAUGUUCAACAAACUGAAGUGAAAACUGCCGAAAAAUCUGGAUCUGGUUUUGACAUUUGAACACGACUGAGCAAAGAAGAAAUUCAAGUUUUCAAGAGUUUCCAAAUGAAAUAUCCAGAGUUGGAUUAACUUUGUUCUUCAGGUUUCAAUCUGCAGCUCAUCAUUUCUCUGACACUUCAUUCAUUCAUUAGUGAUCACAUUAACUGUGGAUCAGUUCAAUAUCAGCCUUUAGUCUGUGCUGCUCCUGCCCUCUACAAGCAUGUGUAAUAUUUGUGGGACUGAUUUUCUCCUGCUUCCUUUCUACAUCCAUCGUUCUCCUCAAAGUCAACUCUGAAAUGUCGGAUUUUUCUUCCUGUGUUGAAGUUUUACAACGACAAAUUCAAACUGCUCGACCAAAGUUGAUGGAAAAACCACAGAGAAAAAUCUAAGGCAGCAGCUGUCACAUCUUAUUGUUAGAUCAGGAGGAAAUGGUGUCUCACAUCAGAGUCUCCAGUCUGCAGUUUGGACUCUCCAGUCCUGCAGAGAGAAGCUUCACUCCUGAAUCCUGCAGUUUGUUUCCGCCCAGGUUCAGAUAUCUCAGAUGGGAGGGGUUGGACUUCAGAGCUGAGGCCACAACUUCACAGUGAGUCUCUGAGAGUUCACAGUAUGAAAGUCUGUAACAACAUAAAUAUCAAACAAUAUUUCAUUAAAGGGUAAUUUGAUGUUUCUCUUCACCAAAAACAAACAUGAUCUUUGGUUUGACAGACGGCCUGUUUUUAACCAGACAGAUACUAAUAUCAGGACCACAGCCAUGAGAGAAGACAGGAAGUCAAAGUUUAGAAGAAAAAAAAAAAACUGUUCAGAUGUUCAAGACAAAUGACUCCAUGACUUAUUUUAGUCAUUCUGUUCUCUAACAGUGUUGUCUUCAUGUUAGUGCAGCUGGAUCAUCAUGAUUGUGUGAAUUCUUGAGUUCUGGUUGGAGAAGGGGACUGAGAACCAGGUUUUUGGUCC